Messenger RNA from Homo sapiens (human), 52991 nucleotides. RefSeq names its product ROR family WNT receptor 1 (gene ROR1). Gene Ontology annotation, molecular function: protein kinase activity; Wnt-protein binding; protein tyrosine kinase activity. Gene Ontology annotation, cellular component: plasma membrane; axon; axon terminus. Gene Ontology annotation, biological process: Wnt signaling pathway; inner ear development. Bases 47724 to 50348 code for a protein of 874 amino acids. The record is from RefSeq and is a predicted model, not a curated record. The transcript has 9 exons. NCBI's taxonomy places the organism in Eukaryota, Metazoa, Chordata, Mammalia, Primates, Hominidae.
UCAUAUUAGUCCUCCACACCUUGCUGAAGUAGCCUCCUGAGACAUAAAUCUGACUCUUCCCUGCUUAAAGCCAUUUACUGCCUGCCUAUUAUCUAUAGGAAAGGCCCAAGCUCCUUAGCAUGACACCAAAGGGAUUUUCAGACCAGCCCUUGCUAAUCCCUCUAGCCUUAGGGGGGCAGCAUAUCAGAGUGAUUAUCUCCCUUACUCUCCCAGUGACUUAACCUUUGUAGCCUGUUUCCUCAUUGCUAACAUUAGGAUGAUAAAACCUACCUCAUGGGUUGGUGAGGAAUUAAUCAGCUCACACAUGGUUAGCCCUCAGUAAACGUUGGCUGUUAUGGUUGUGUCUUUCCACUCUCUGCCUCGCACUUUAAGAUCUGGCUACAUGGUUUUCUGCUGACUCUGUGUCCCUUUUCACCAUGGUUAGUGCCUUUAUUCCUGCCACCCACUCUUCUUGCAAUGUCCUCCAAACCCUGUUGCCUGGCUUCACGCUGGUUAGGCACAUCCUCUUCCUUCUCUUGGAUGCUCCAUGCAUGUGUCGGCCAUUGAGCUGUAAAUAUCUACUAAUAAGUCAGUUACUGCUGCUAGACUAUCAACUUUAUGGGGAUGGGGGGUGUUUUAUUUAUCUUUGUGUUGCUAGCACAUAGCAUGUGUUGAAAAAAAUGGUGAAUGAAUACAUGAAAGAAUAAAAGGAAUUCACAGUCUACUAGGGUGUUUGGGGUCUAGGGAUGAAGGGUGGAAGGCAGCUAAGUAGCUUAAUAAUAACAGGUUAGAGAAUCUGGGUAAAGCUGGGGCUGAGGUGAGAAUUAGGCCCUAUAGGAGUCCAGUGUAGGGAGUUUGCUUGUUGAGUGUGGUGCAUGUAGUGAGGAAGCCUGUUUAAAGUUAUCUCCUCAAUGAAAUAAAGCAGCCCCUUCUAGGCAAUCCUAAUUACUCCCUUUCCUGAAAGAAUAUAUUGCAAAUGGAAGGUCAUGCAAUCUGCCUUCUUGUAAGAUCUUCAAUUUCUCAGAAUACAAUGAAUUCUCUAUUACCUGGAGGAGGGGUAGAAAGGAGCUUCUUUUUAAUUAAAUUGUCUCUGCAGCAGAAAGUGACUUUAUCCUGCCUUUUGAAGUCUUCCAGUUGUCCUCAGCCUGGCUCAAAUCACUCUCCUUGAAUUCAUUGUUACACUAGUGCACCCUGCUUUGUGAGUUAUAAUUUAACGUGAGCGUAUCUAAUUCUCUAAUGAGAUGGAGACUCUUUGGGAGUUUAUGUUUUUUUCCCUGAAAUGUUUAAUGUCAUGCUUUUGAAUUAAGAAGGGCUUCUACAUAUAUUUAUAGACUGGCUGAGUUUCUCCAUAUAUGUGUUAAGAACUUUCAAAUAAUUAGAGCACAGCCUGAAUUUCAGAAUGCCAGUGAUCUUCUCCAGGGCUUCAGCUUCCCUGAAAGAACAGCUACUCAGGGCCUAUUAUUAAAUGUUUAAGGUAUCAUUUUUUAACUUUGAAAUAAAAACUGAAAUAUUUGGAAAAUACUGAUAAACGAACAAACAAAAAAACCUGAACUAACCCUACUAGUAGUAGUGGUAACUACUAUACAAUAGUAUUUGGAGUAUAUCUCUGUAGUCUGUCUUCCUUGGCUUUGUGUCUUUGCUUCUCUUUCUCUUUCAAUGAAUGAGGUCAUCUUUUAUCACUCAUCUGGCAAUCUGCUUUCUUCUCCUUAACAUCAAUAGAUAUUUAUUAAAAGUGAUGAUGCUGGAGUAUUUCUUUUAGGUUCCUGUUUCAAUCCUUGACCCACUGUUUUGCCUUGUUUGCCACUGCCUGCCUUUUCUUGAUUUCUGUUUGUCUCUCUGGAUUGACCCAUUAUUGUGUUCUGAUCUCUGAUACCUGCAUGCAUCUUCAUAGUAACUUCCAACUUUUGGGAGUGUCUGCUGUGCCCCAGAUAGUUGUAUGUGUUUUACCUGCUUUAAAAAUCUCUUUUCGGAUAGACUGGAUAUUUGUAGUCUCCAUGUCACAGAUGAGGAAUUUAUUUGGUGUAGAGAUUUAGUAAUUUAUAAAAGAUCAUGAAGCUUAGAUGGAGCCUGAACUUAUGUUUUUAUACUCAGCACCCCCUCUAGUAUGUGAAACUGUCAUCUUUAGCUUCUGACUCCUUCUGGAAUACUGAUUUUUGGGUGCUGUGUCUAAUCAGCUUUCAGCUCUACAAUAUUCCUUGAAGGGCACCGCAACCCACAACCUUGGGCCAGCAUAGUGAAUUUUAUAUUUUUUAUUUGACAGAGAGAGAGAGAAUGUGUGUGUGUGUGUGUGUGUGUGUGUGUGUGUGUGUGUGUGUGUGUGUGUGUUUGAGAAAUCAGCAGCUGUGGUUCUUGCUUUCACUCCUCAUGGUGAGGAGGUGGCCUACCCCUCACAUCUGUUUUCAGCCCCUGUUCCUCAAUACCAGAGUUAUUUUCUAUUAACUCAAUGCACCUUUUCUUUGUAAUUCUUGUCAAUUUUCCCUCCAGCCACCUGCGCGGUCUCUGGCUUGCUCUCAGGCUGUGAGUAAAUUCUUUGUAUACUUGCUGUUUUCGAUAACCUCAGCCCAAGACUUAAUGUCAAGGUGGGGGCCCUAUUAAAGAUGCCAUGAAUCAUCUUGUCUUUGUUUGAAGAUUUCCGUGUUGGCAAGUGGGCAGAUAGAUGUAGGUUUCCCAACCAGAUGUACUGGUAGCUGAGAUGGGGGCAUUCAGCUGAAGUACAUUCCUAUCAUUAUUUGGCAAAGAAAGAGCCACUGAGAUUAAAAGCAUGAUCCUUGCUUGUGAUCUGGCUUCAUCAACGGAAUCACAGAGCCUCUGUGUUGGAAAGGGCCUUGAAAUCAUCUGCAACUGCGCGGCUUGAUACUUGAGGGAACUGAGGCAAUAGAUACAGGAAGUGAUGUAAAGUUAUAAAUGCCAAACCUUCAAGGGACUUUUGACAUGACGUAACUCUGCGCUCUUAUGUUUUGGGGGAAGAAUAGUAAGGCCUCUAGAAGCUCACUAACACUCCUAAUGCGGCACAGCGCGUUACUGCAGAGCAAGGACUCUACUGACCACAGGCCCAGGACAGCGGCCUUGGAGGUGAAGUCACUAAGGGGGAUCUGUAGGAUUUGGCUGGUUACAAGAGCUCACCCGCUAUCUCCUCCAGGCUGGCUUCCGUGGGCCUCUGUUGAACUAUCAGUCCAGUGUUCUUGCCUCUGUCCCCACAGCCCUGCAGAGGUCUUCUUCCACCUGACAGAUGGUGACUGCCUUCUCCACAGUGGUAGGAGUGAGGGAAACAGUGAGGGGAAAUCAGGAAACAGGAAGCCAGGGAGAGGAGCAAGAGGUGUUGGGGCUGUAUGUGCUGGCUCCGUGCCUUGGUGUUGUGGGUUUCUAGAGGGUUUUAACUUUGUAGUAAAGACGGGACUUGGAGGAAUUCUCCCUGUGGUGGGACAGGAGUUUUCUCCACAGCCUUCACAAAGUAUUCCCCGCAAGAACUACUCAUCCUUCACGGUCUACUUCUAUCGUAGCAGUUCAGUCUUCUGCUGUUUCUUCUGGUACCAGCCUAUGGAUUGGGUAAGGAGAAAGAUCAGGUUUGUAAAGAGAUCUUUCUGGUCCUUCCAGUAAUAAAGCCCCUUGGACAAGGGCCAGGGAGAUUCAUCUCCCAGAGACUCCUGUGCUCUAGGUGGUGGUAGAGGCUUCCUGCCAGAAGGAUCUGAGGCAGAGGACGUGGAUGGUGCCAUGCUGGCGUCUCUGUGCAUCUGGCAGCGCAACAAAGGACUUCUGUCUGCCCUGCGAGGCUGGGUCGGUAAAACCCACUUCAAUUGAAAGCCACCACACUUUAGCAACUUGAUAAUUAAAAUUCUAAUAUGUGAAUUAAAGAAAACAAGGGGCUGUGUUCCUGCCAUAUUAAAAUACAGCUGCAGUGAUUCCACUAUUGUUUCCUUUGACAGAGCUGUGGUUUUCCUACACACCUUUGUUUGAGGCUUUGAUUCAGAUAUACUCCCUGCUGCUGAUAAGUCCCAUGUGUCUACUCAUCGGUUAGAUGGUGCAUGGGGAUGAUUCUUCUGUGAUGUGGAGAAUGAAAGAUCGUGUCUUCAAGUUAUGUGAGGUGGCUAAGUGACAUCUCAUCAAGAGCAGAGAUAAAAACAAAACUCAUGGAAAAGGUACUUCCUGAGCUCCCUUUUUGUUUCCUAAGUGAUUUAAAACAAUAAAGGCCAAAUCGAAGAGAAAACUUAAGAACCGAUAUAGCUGAUACCUGGACUUACGGAUUGAUUUAUUUCUGUGAACACUCUGGGAAAAUGGCCACUUGUCGCUCUCUGUUAUUAAUAAAGAGGUCACUUUAUCAUUAGGCCUUUGAAUCUGUAUUUAAUGGCUAAAGCAGAUGGUUAUAAUUUCUGACUUGGUGUGGCCACCUUAUUAAUAAAAAAGAACUGAUGGAAGCAAAAAGGCGUCUUCAUUUUUAACUCCAGAAGCAUAACACAAAUGCUUUCCAGUCUUUCUUUGUGUGGAGAGCAGACCAAGUGACUGCAAUAAGAUCCUGUUACACAUUUGAAAAAAAGACUUUUGCAGAGUGGAGGUAACUCAGUUUGAAUCCUUCUUUUGUUAAACUUUAAAAGAACACUAUAAAUAUAUGCCCCUUUCCUUGAAGAAGGUAUUUCGAAGGAAGCUUCAGGAUUAUAUUUUAAAGUAAAUUAAUAUUUUAAUAACAUAAGGAAACUAAAAAACACCUAAUUUAUUUCAGAUAGUGGAGGCCUGUGGUACUUUCUAAAAUUAUUCUUUUUGCUUAAACUACUAUAAACUGCUUUUUUGGAUUUAAUUACUAGGCUUAGAUGAAUGUGCCAUGCAUCUUAUUUUGGUUCUUUUUAAAUUCACUUGGAAUUAAAAAAAAUCAAUAAUGGCAAAAACGUCUGGUAGUGGAUUUCUGCUUGAUUUCAUCAAGCCUGUAUAUUCCCCUAUAAUGGUAAGGAGUUUGAAAUCGUGGUUAUCAUCCUGGAAAUUUUUUGUCCCCAAAGGGACAAACCUACAUUUGUGAAGACAGAAUGAUUUAGAAUCUUAAUGUACUCAGUAAACCGAGUGAACAGAGCAGAAAAAUGCUGGGAAUUCUUCACAUAGGCUCAGAAGAGCUCUUUAAUUCACUUAGAUACCAAAGACUUAUUGAUAUGUCAGGCUGUGGGCGGCAUCCUGGGGUCUGUUAUGGCAAUGAAUUCCUGGUCCUUAGGUGACAAGAAUGGGAUGAGUGUGCUAUGCCUGGCUCUGAGAUAAAGAAAAAACAUGGAAUGUUAAGGAUCUUAAAGUCUUUACGGGUUUCUUUGCCCACUAGUUUUCAAUGUUUUUUAAUUAAUGAUGCCUUUCAGGCUGUCCAUGGGCCCACGUUUAGAAGUGUUUUGAAUUUCAAAUUAUUAAUGGUAAUUGUUGUUUUCUGUUUUCAUUAACCAAAGGCAUGUAUAACAACCCAUUCAGUUCAUUUGUUUAUUGAUUUGUUCAUUAAUUCUUCAGUAUUUAGCUUGUAUUUACUUUUGGCUUGGCACCAUGCCAAGCACAGGGAUGCAGAGGAGUUUGUGAUGGCCACCAGUCUUAUUUAAAAUGCCUAAAAUAGGGUCAGGAGCAGUGGCUAACACCUGUAAUCCCAGCAUUUUUGGAGGCUGAGGCUGAAGGAUCACUUGAGCUCAGGAGUUUGAGACCAGCCUUGGCAACAUAGUGACACCUCAUCUCUACAAAAAAUAAAAAAAGUUGGCGGGGUGUGGGGUGGGCGCCUGUGGUCCCAGCUACUCCAGAGACUGAGUUGGGAAGGUCACUUGAGCCCAGGACGUCAAGGCUGCAGUGAGCAGUGAUGGUACCCCACACUACAGCCUGAGGGACAGAAUGAGACCCUGUCUCAAAAAAAUAAAUAAAAAUAACUAAAGUGCUCCACAACAGUGGAUGGAUUUUUGUUUUUCCUACCAUCUCAGAUUCCUGGAUAUCUAGACCAAUCCAUUGCUAAGCCAUCGUGCUUUGUUUUCUUUUUUAAACUUUGAAAUGUUUUAAGUGUACAGAAAAGCAGACAAAAGUGACAAAACCCAUUUCAGAUACAAAUAUUUUUUAUUUGUUUCAGAUUUUUAAAAGAAAUAAAACAUUAUAGAUACAACAAAAGCUCCCAGUGUACCCCUCCUAAAUCCUGUCUCUUUUCUUCUCCAGAGAUAAUCUGUCCUUUAAAUGUGAUGUCUUUUCAUUCCCAUGCAUGUUUUUAUAUUUUUGCUCUCUGUGCAUAAAUGCACUGAGUGCUACUAAAAAUAGUGCUUUGCCUAUUUUAAAAUUGUGUAUAAAUGGGAACUUACUGUACCUGUCAUACAUCUUGCUAUUUUUGCUCAAUGUUGUGUUUUUGGUAUUAACCUUGUUAAUUUAGGAAUUGCAUGUUGAUCUAAGAAGUUAUUUUAGUUGCUGUGCAGUAAGUAUGCUAUUGUAUGACCAUUUCACAAUUAAUGUACCCAUUCUCCUGCCUUCAUUUUUUUGUGUAUUAUAAACAAUUUUGCCAUGAAAACUUUGACUUAUCUUUCUGUAAAAAUGUGUGAAGUUUUUCUAGGCCAAAUACCUAGGAAUAGAAUAGAGUAUGCAUGUCUUCGGCUUCCCUAGGUGCUGUGGAAUUGCUCUCCAACGGCCUUAUGCCAGUGCGAGCUCCUUCCUACAGGAUAUAAGUUCCCGUUGCUCUUUACCCUUUCUAACUCUUGAUAUUGGAAGUAUUUUUAGAUUUUGCUUAUUCAACAGGUAUGAGAAACUAUCACAGUUUGGAUGUAUAAAGAUAUGUCAAGUUGAGUAAAGAUGUUAGAGCAAAGACUGGAGAUUUUUUUUUCCUUUUCCUCCUGUUCUAGCUGUAUUGUUCUAGCUAUAUUAUAGGGCAGAUUUGAGUUUCUGCUUGGGUAGAAUUAUCCUCAUCAAAGCCUACUUUGGCCCUAAUUAGUUUGCUAUACAUCCAUUGUACACAGAACACAUUAUGUACAUUUCUAAGGAAUUGAAGAGACAAAGUCCAAACUUAUAGAACCUAUGUUGGGGGUGCAUAGCAGGAGAUACUGGGGCCCAAUUUACAGUAGGUUCAUUGCACUGGCCAGUGAAUUCAGGGACCUUGCUCUCUAUAUCAGCAGAGAUUGCUGCCUGUGUGGUUUUUUGGUUUUUUGUUUUGUUUGCUUUUUGUUUGUUUGUUUGUUUGAGACAGAAUCUUGCUCUGUCUCCAAGCUGGAGUGCAGUGGCACGAUCUAGGCUCACUGCAACCUCCGUCUCCCGAGUUCAAUCAAUUGUCCUGCCUCAGCCUCCUGAGUAGCUGGGACUAUAGGCGUGUGCCACCACGCCCAGCUAUUUUUUGUAUUUUUAGUAGAGACGGGGUUUCACCAUGUUGGCCAGGAUGGUCUCAAUUUCUUGACCUGGUGAUCCGCUAGCCUCGGCCUCCUAAAGUACUGGGAUUACAGGCGUGAGCCACUGCGCCCGGCCGCUUUUUGGGUUUUAAUGUCCAUAAAAUGAGAGAUUGCAUUAGUCAUUCCUUCUUCAAGAGCAGAUUUUCUUUUCUGCUUUCAAAAUUCCAUGCUUCUAAGUGGCGUUGACCCUUGGUGCUUUAAAACGUCUUAAAAAUCACUGAUACUUAAUUGGUAUUGAGAACAGAGGAACUUAAUGCAGGAGCCACCACUAAGUGAAGAGCAGUUAAAAAAUGCUAAGAAGUCACCUGCAAAAUUCUAAUCUAAUUAAAAUUAUGUAAAAAAAGACCACCAUCACUCAUGUAUAAAGAUGACAGGGAAAAAUUACAAUGAAUAGACUGUGGGUGAUUAUUCCCCUCAUUGCCCUAUUUUUCUGUUUUCCAAAUCUUUUUUAAUGGUCAUGGAGUAAUAUUCUUGGAAUAAAAUAAUAAGCAUAUGCAAACAAUUAUAAGCUCAUUUGGUAGGAAAAUAAGAAUGUGAUUUAUACAAAACAUGUGCUGGGCAAAGGGGAGAACACCUGUAUAUGAAAAAUGAUUUGUAAUGAUUUUGUAAAUAAUCCUAUAAUCCUUCCUUGGGUUAAGGGUUGGUGGAUGAUAAGUGUUUUUCUUUAGGUUUUGCUGCUGGAAAGAUCCAGGGAAGAUGGAAGACAAGUAGACUGGCAUCUUACCUAAAAGCAGUGGCACAGCAGGUGGUAGAAUAAUUUGAGCUUCGCUCAUUGGAUUUUAAGACCAAAAGAAAAGGCAGAACUAAAGAGAUUUUAUUCAUUAGGUCACGUAGAUAUUCCUAUUCCAAAGGCAUAUGACAAAUCCUUCAGAGUUGAAGUAAUCAUAAUGCCUACAAUAUAUUAAGCAUUAAAUAUACAUAUAUUUUUCAAUUCUGGAAUAGCUGUGAAUGUGGGAAUAACUGUACUGACUGACAGGGGAGAGAUCAGAUAGUUUAAGAAACUUGCCCCAUAUGCACAGCUCAUCAGUGGUGCUGCCUGGACUCAGCCACCAUCUGUUUCACUCUGCCGGGGCAUACAUGUAUGUGUACCCUUGCCCUGGCAAACUCUUCCUUUUGUAGAGCUGAAAGCAGCCCCCUGCAACUUUCCUAUGUAUUUAUUCUCAUCCUGCCCUCCUGAGCACCCAGCCUUAGAAGUCUGCUCCCUCUUUCGCACAACAGCCUUUCUGAUCUUCAAAGAGGGCUAUUGUGUCCAUUUCUCCACUUCUCCCCUCUUCGGUCUGUCAUCUUGGAAAAGCUCAGAGAGGUGUUUUUAUUCACAGAUGCCUUGAGAAAUUUCAUGGUUUUUAGACUCAUGCUGAGUUUGUCCAGAUGUGCCAAUAUUUGUCUUAUAUGAUACAAAUUAAUUGUCCAGAAGAGGAAGAAACCUUUGUAGACACUCACUAAUGCAAACCAGUUCCUUUGAGUAUUGAUGGAAGGAAAAACACUAAAAAAUGAAACAGAUCAUUUUCACUGGGAGAGUGUAGUUGUUGAAUUCACAUUCUACUUUUAGGACAAAUCUGUAGCAUGACAGUUCAGUCUUACCACAUGUAUUAACCAUGGGAAACCUAGGGUGACAUUUGCAAUAGACUCCUGCUUUUCUGUAAGGACUUUAUACAGAUGGAGAAAGUAUGAUACUCUUACAUUUUAUUACCAAGUUCUGUGGCCCAGGGUUUACAGCAUAAGGUGGCAAAUAAUUUAGCUCCACUCAGAUUUGGAAGAGUAACUAUUAUUAUUAUAAGUAAGAUUUAAACUUAGGGACAGGUACACACUCUUUAAGGAGAGUUCUAAGACUGAGAUGUUGUAUCAUUAUCAGUACCUGGCAUAAAUAUAUGUAUCUGAGUUCUCUUUGAGAAUCAUAAGGGAAAAGAUGUCUAAUAUGAUUUAACCUCAAGACACUAACAAUGAUUACACCUAUCCCCUGCUCCCAGCAUCAUAGUCACCAACUGUGGCAACAGCUGCUGCUAAUGUUUUUUGAACUCCUGUGGUAUGCCUGGUGAUGUACUUUAUAUCAGCUAGUUCAUUCUCAAAACUUGAGAACACACUACAUAUACCCUAGUAAGUACUAUUGUUAGCCUCGUUUUAUAGAUGAAAAAACUGAGAGGUUAAGUAUUCUGCCCAAGAUCAUAUAUAGGUUGGGUAUCCCUAAUCUGAGAAUCCAAAACCCAAAAUGCACCAAAAUCUGAAACGUUUUGCAUGCCAACAUGAUGCUCAAAGGUGCUCCUUGGAGCAUUCAGAUUUUGGAUUUUUGGAUUAGGAAUGCUCAGCUGGUAUAAACGCAUAUAUUCCAGAAUCUUGAAGACAUCUGAAACAUGUCUGAUCUCAAGCAUUUUGGGUAAGGGAUACUCAACCUGUAUCUUGUAUAUAGUAGAGUGAGAGUCUAGCUUAUGCUUUGCUCUUAUAUCUUGUUUCUUUCUUCAGCAAAAUAGUCUGUAAAUUGAACAUUAAACAGUGCACUGGGGACACAGUAAGGAAUCUUUCAUUACCAAUGGAGCAUGAAUGAAAGUUUCCAAAUAUGAGGUUUCCUUAGUGAAACACUAUUUUUAGGAAAAACUAUUAAACCAAGGCUUAUGAUAAAGGAUCAUUCCACAUCCAAAUAUACCUCUCCUGUAUUAGCAUAAUUCUCUACUAAAAUCACAGCUGAAAUUCAUUCACUCUAAGAGAUGGAUAAAAACCAUACGGUUUCAUGUAAAGAUCACCAGCUUCCCAGAACUAGGAUGAUGGGAAUUUUAACUAAUGCUGCUGUGACUGUGGCCUAGCCUCUUACUCUUUCUGGAUCUCAGUGGGCCCAUCUGUAGAAUGUGAGCAUUGGCCUCUGUGAUAAUGAAUGUUCCUUCUAGCUUUGUAUAUUGCAUAGUGCAUGACUGCUAGCUUCAGGAAAAAUAAAACGUUUUCAAUGGAAAUAUCAGAUCACCAACCUGAUUCCAAUGAAUUUUUUUUUAUUCACUGAGGCUUUAUGUCAUAUAAAAAUAUGUGACGUAUUACUGCUCUGCUGCCCAUCUAUUUAAGGCAUUCUUCAGUAGACUUGUCAGGGCUUAUCUAAAUCUUAGCACCACUUACGUGUGGCUGAUUGCUUGGCAGGAGGAGGUUCCUGCAUUUUCUUCCUCCUGUGUAUUAGUGAAUUGAAAUCAAGGGAAAAACUGCUUGGCUUUCUGCUUCCUUCCAUGGUAGGUAGACUUUUCUACAUAUUUUCCAACAGUUCUUUUUGACAGCCAAGUCUGGAAACAGGGCAGGAUGGAGGUUUUACAAAUAGGUGACAGUUGUUUGUCUCAUGAAUUUCUUCUAUUUCCUUUCCCUAGUGGAGUUAACUGCCUCCUUCCUACAACAAUCCGAACGUACUUCCAUCACAGAGUAUCUAGCAGUGUGAGCAAUAGCCAUUUCUCUCUUUUACCUCUUCUGGAUUCUAAACCCAUCAUAGGUAGAGAUAGAACAUGUCUGUGCUUAGAUAGUAUCUGGCACAUACAGAUUGCUCACUUAAUGGUGAAUGAAUGAAUAAAGAAGAAAAAGUGAUGAAAGAAGAAAAACUACAGUCGUCUCUUGGUAUCUGUGGCACAUUCGUUCCAGGACCCUGAUGGAUGCCAAAAUCCUUGGAUGCUCAAGUCUCUGAUAUAAAAUGGCAUAGUGUUUGCAUCUAACCUACAUACAUUCUCCUGUAUACUUUAAAUUAUCUCUAGGUUACUUAUAAUACCUAAUAUAAUAUAAAUGCUAUGUAAAUAGUUGUUACACUGUAUUUUAAAAUUUGUAUUAUUUAUUAUUAUUAUUUAUUUACUUAUUUUUCCAAAUAUUUUUGAUCUGUGGUUGAUUGAAUCCAUGGGUGUGGAACCUGGGGAUAUGGAGGGCUGACUAUAUAUACUAAUGAACACUACUUUGGAUUAUAUGAAAAUACCCAUUUAUGAAAUGGACAGUUCAAAUGUUUCCUCUUUGACUGUUCUUAACCUGACCUCCCAACUUGAAGUAAUCUGUUCCUCUCCUCUAAACAGUUAUGUGUACUAUGUGUUUGGUAAUUAAUUAUGUACUGACUCAUGACAUUUGUUUCUGUUCUUAUAAUACUUUUUGAUUUUCAAAUACCUUAUGACUUUGUUUUUUAUUACAAUUUGUUUUCCCAUCAAGAUUGUAAAUUCUUGGAGGCAAGGGCAAUUAUUAAAUACUAUAUUUGAUACUUAAUUCGCUCCUCUCCUUUGGGGGCUCCAGUUACAUGUAUAUUAGGCCAGUUGAAGUUGUUCCUCAACUCACUGAUUCUGUUUACUUUUUUAAUUCCCUUUUUCCCUCUGUAUCUUAUUUUGGAUAGUUUUGAUUUUUGUGUUUUUGAGUUUACUAAUAUUUAUCCUCUGCAAUGUCUAAUCUGAUGUUAAUCCCAUCCAGAGUAUUUUUCAUCGCAUACAUUGUAGAUUUCACCUCUAGAAGUUUGAUGUAGCUCUUUUUUUUUUUUUGAGACGUAGUCUUGCUCUGUUGUCAGGCUGGAGUGCAGUGGUAUGAUCUCGGCUCACUGCAACCUCCGCCUCCCUGGUUCAAGUGAUUCUCCUGCCUCAGCCUCCCAAGUAGCUGGGACUAUAGGCGCAUGCCACCACGCCCCACUAAUUUUUUUUUUUUUCUGUAUUUUUAGUAGAGACGGCGUUUCACCAUGUCGGCCAGGAUGGUCUUGAUCUCUUGACCUCGUGACCCGCCCACCUCGGCCUCCCAAAGUGCUGGGAUUACAGGUGUGAGCUACCACGCCCUGCUGAUGUAGCUCUUUUUCAUAUCUUCAGUGUCUCCACUUACUUUUUGAACUUAGGGAAUAUAGUUAUAAUAACCAUUUUAAUGUUCUGUCUGCUAAUUCUAACAUCUGUGUCAGUUUUGAUUGACUUUUUUUUUUUUCCUCCUCAUCAGGGGUUAUAUUUCCCUGCUUUAUGAAUGCCUGGUAAUUUUUGAUUAGAUGCCAGACAUUGUGAAUUUUCCUUGUUGGGUACUGGCUAUUUUUGUAUUCCUACAAAUAUUUUUGAACUUUGUUCUGGAAUGUGUUUAAGUUGUUUAGAAGCAGUUUGAUCCUUUUGGAAAGUCUUGCUUUGAAGAUUUGGAAGACUGAAAUAGUUGUACUUAGUCUAUAACUAAUUAUUCUCCAUGACAGUGAAAACACUCUUCUAUGUGCUCUCCUCGUGGCGUGGGGAAUCAUGAGGUUUUCCAAUCUGGAAAUAUCUUUUUGGAUAUUUCUUUCCCCAGUGCUGGGUAGUUGCCACACAUGUAUGCACUGAUCAGCACUCUGCUGAAUACUUGAGGGGGAUUCUCUGUGGCUCUUUCUGCAGCUCUCUUUUCUCUGAUACUUGGCCUUGCAAACUCUAGUUGCCUUGGUCUCCCUGGACUGUUAGCUCAAUUCACUCAACUCAGGCAGUUCACUGAGCUCUGCCUGAGUUCUCCCUUUCCUCCAGACACCUUGAGCUGGAAAUUCUCUCAGGCAGUAAGCUGGAGGACUCGUAGGAUUCGUUUCAUUUGCCUUCCUUCUUCCAGGGAUCACUGCCCUUUACUGACUGUUAUACCAGUCUUGACAAUUAUCCUGUUACUCCAACUUGGCCAGAAAUGGAAGUGAUACAUUUUAUUCUUUCUGUCUGAAAUAAUCCUCCAUCCCCAAUGUUUAAAAACUGCCAUCCUUGACUCCAUGUGACUGUGUUAGGAGCCCUUUCUCUGGUCUCUCAUCAUACCUGUGCUUACAGUAAUUUAGUGCGGCACUCCUCUCCCUGCGUUGUUCUUGCAUUUUUUUUUACCCUCUCUUUUCUCGUUAGAUUUUGUUUCCUUGAGGACAGGGAAUGUCUUUAAUCUCGGGAUUUCUAACACCUAACAUAGACUCAGGUGUGUAACAGUUGCUCAAUAAGUACUUGUUGAAUGAAUGAAUUAAUAAAUAAAUAGGAUUCAAUUUUCAAAGUAUCUGUUGUUGAACAACUUUCAGAAGUUUUUUUUUUUUUUUACAGAAAUGAGAUUAGAUAUGCAUCUUCAUAUAUGCAAUUGAAAUCUCUCUUAAAUUUCUAGAUAAUCAGUUGUUGUUGAUGGCUUGGACAUGGUUUUUACCUAUUUAUUUUUUGUAGCCUCUCCUUAGAAGGUGUUAAUAAAAGCCACCUAGUUGAUGCUUGAAACAACAUGUGGAGGUAAAGGGACCAAGAAUAGAAUAGCCAUAUUCUAUAAACAAACAAAAUGAAGACUAACUUUUAGGUAUCUGUUUUAUGAUGGACCCUCAGAUGUGGUAUAUCCCAAGUCUGCCAGGAGGUUGUUCUUAUCUGAAGUGCCUUUUCCAUGUUGGAUGUACUUAGAUGCCUUUUAUCCAGGUAGACUCAGAUGGUCUGCAAAUAGCUCUAUGGAUUUGGCAUUGGAAAACCUCAUGGUUCCCCAGGCAUGGGGAGAGCACAUAAAAGUGUUUUCUCUGUCAUGGAGAAUAAAUAGCUGUGAGUCGUUGCAUUCUUAUCAACUGGAGACAAUUGACAGUGGAUAUGUGCCACUAGAGUUAUGGUCAAGUGCAAGUUCAUACUAUAUUUGGAUCUUUAAGAGUCGGUAGAAUGAACCAUAUUUGGUAAGCCUCUGAAGACUGUCUUGCUCCAUUUCCUCAGCAGCUCUUGGUUACCAAAGGUGACUCUGGAGCCCCACCUCCAAGUCCCCAUCCUGCACAGUUGGCAUGAUGGAAAUGGCUUGAGGUUCUUGUUCUUUCAGAUUCAGUGUUUUCAUCUGUGCAGUAGGAUAUAAGUAGGAUAAGAUGUAAUUUGUCAGGUUGCUAUGAGGAAUAAAUGAAGUAAUAAAUGUUAGUUGCCUAUCACAGUUUCAGGCACAUGGGAACCCUCUCCCCAUUCCCCCAAACUUAAUUGAAAAGAUAGCCAUCAGCCUCUGAAGUUGAAUUGUGCUGAGUGGUUACUAACAUUAAAGACAUAUGGAGUUAUUGUAUCUGUAUCUUUCACUUAUCAGCUUUUCCUUGAAGGUUUAAUGUGUGUUCCUUUGCUUUUAGGCCCCAUGUUUAUUUUCCUGAAAUGGUGUCUUCUUGACUUAAAGUACAAUCUUUGCUUUUUUAUUCUUUUUUCACUGCUCUUGCCUGGUGAUCCUGUUGUUUAAAGACAUCUCCAUCCUUCCCUAUCCUUUCCCUUUCAAAUCUAUGGCCCAGACUGGGGGUGGCUUUAACUAACAACAGCACUUUGCAUUAGUUAAGUAGAGUGGAAUUUCUCAUUCUACCUCUCAGCUAUUGAUGAAACCUUUCCCUGAUGCACAAAUUAAGACUGGGUGUAUUUUGCAUAUUUUCCUAGAAUGACACAGUGAUUCUGUGGCUAAACCAAGAUUAGACCCUACCACUUUAAAAAAUCUGACUUUUUGCUUAAAGUGUAAACUGUGUUGCUUCUAAAACUACUAGUUGAAUUUAACUUUCAAGUGUACUUUGUAUUUAAAUCUGAUGAUAGUGUUGUUUUUCCUUUUGUCUUGUUUAGAUGAGGGUAUUUUCUUCACUUCCCUGACCCCUAGUGCCUCAGUGACCUAGGCAGCAAGUUUUUUGAUGCUGUCCAGAAUGCUAAUUAAGAUAUUUAUUCUCUUUGGCCCUAUUGUUUAUGAUACUUGUAAUUAUGUCUAUUAGAUGGUAAUCUCUGUUAUCUCCCACUAUACUAAGUGUACUACUCGGCACAUAAAGAAAUGUGUGAGUAUGUGAAUGUAUACUCACAUGUUUGAAUAAAUGUGAAUAAAUCAAUAUAUUUAUAUAGUUACUGAUUUAAAUGUGUUCCGUCUUGGGAUGUGAGAUGGGAUAAUUGAAUAAGAAAUUAGCCUGUGUGUGUUAAGGUAGUCAAAGUUUUUAUGGUACCUUUGUACAAACUGCCCCUUCUGUUGUGUGUGUGCUGACCCAUGUCAUGAUGCUCAGCAUGACUGGAGGAGUCCUGGUGUGUUUCUGUCCUCACUUGCUCCCUGGGUUGGGCGCCCCUCUGCAGGGUACAACCAACACAGUUGUAUGAAGACCCUCUGACUUUCAUUUUCUGGCUGGCUGGGGGUUUUGGUGUUGAGCGCUUUUAAGUAAGACAGUCACCUUAUCCUACUCAAUGUUUUCUUGAAGUGCAGGCCCUGUGAAGAUGAAGAUCCCCUCUUCUAUUUUGGGGACACUUUUGUGAUGCUUUUAUCUGUCUCUCCAGAGUCUGAUUUAAUGAAAAUAUGUACCUCCCUCACCACAUUCUGCAAAGCUUACUUGAGUUUUUAAAAUUUAAUAGUAAAUAUGUUAGUACAUGUUGAUUCUAGUGCCCAGCACAUAGUUUCUGCUCAAUACUUAGCUAUAAUUAUUAGUUUAUUUAAAUUGCCUUAAUCAUUCAUGCAAUAAGCAAAUGUCCCCCCUGUAGGCUGUUCUCCAGAUCUGGGAUACAGACAUGGGUAAAGCUUGGAGCUUGUGUAUAAGUAGCGGGGUCAGUCGCCUGCCAGUUCACUGGAGAGAUGCCAUGCUUGGAGGGUGGACUGACUGUAAGGCCCUCCCAGUUGUCAGACUCUAGGCUUCUAGUGUGCCCUCCCUCACUGUACAGCUGGUCAAUGCAUGGCACUAGAAAGUGCAAAGGCUUCAGUGUUGGAUGAGUGUGGAUUUGAAUCCCAGCUGUGUUGUGGACUAGCUCUGAGCUUCAGUCUCUUCCUCUUAAAAUGGGAAUAAUAGGGUAGUUGCAAAGUGUCAUUGUUAAUUAGGCCCUGGGCUAAGUUCUUUACUCCUGUGAUUUUAUGAAAUCCUCAAACAGCCCUGUGAGGUGUGUCUUGUUAAUAUCUGUAUUUUAUAGAUGAGGAGCCUGAGGCACAGAAGGGUGAAGAAACUGGCCUAAGUGGUAGAGCUUUUCACUGAACCCAGGCCUAUUAGAGAGCAGAGGCCACAUUCUUCACUGUUAUGCAGUGUCAUGCUAUGUUAUCUGUCCAGACAUGUUACGAUUCCUGGCACACAGGAUCAGAGCAAAUAGUAGCUAUUAUUCUUAUUACUAUUAUUGUUCUAAAAUUCAGGCCUUUCUUCACCACACUGACACUGAGUAAUAUAUAUUGUAGCUGUUCAAUAAAACUUUAUUGGAUUUAAUUGGUUAUGAAUUUUAUGUGUGGGAAGGUGGUUAACUUUCCUAUCUGUAAGGAGAAAUGCUCAAUAGAAUAUCUUAAAAUGGGGGAAGUUAUGAAAAUAUAAAAUAACAACCAGAGAGGCAAACCAGUUUAUGAGAUUCUGUAUUAGAAAGCUGGAAAGAAGUUUUUAAUAAGAAGAAUGGAGGCUGGGCGCAGUGGCUCACACCUGUAAUCCCAGCACUUUGGGAGGCCGAGGUGGGCAGAUCACGAGGUCAAGAGUUCGAGACCAGCCUGGCCAACACGGUAAAACCCCAUCUCUACUAAAAAUACACACACACACACACACACACACACACACACACACACACACAUACACACACACAAAAUAGCCAGGUGUGGUGGCACGAGCCUGUAAUCCCAGCUACUCAAGAGGGUGAGGUAGGAGAAUCGCUUGGACCUGGGAGGUGGAGGUUGCAGUGAGCAGAGAUCGCACCACUGCACUCCAGCCUGGGCAACAGAGCAAGAGUCUGUCUCGGGGAAAAAAAAAAAAAAAAAAGAAGAAGAAGAAUGGAAGGGUACAAUCUGGUGGUAGACACCAUUUGAAAAUAUUCUGUCUAGCAAAUAGUGUUUUUGAGUAAAAGAAAUAGACAUGACAAAUCAGUUAUGUGGCCAUCCCUUAUAACAAUGAUGAACAGAUAGGAGGGUGUGCAAUCUUUAAAGUUUAGAAACAAAUUUGUCCUUCUGACAUCCUUCCCUUCUCUUGACACACGGUUGGUAAUGGCCAAGAUUCUGUUUUGCCUGAUGGAGUUUUGAGUGAGUUAAAUUAGGUUGUCUUGAAAAUAGCUGGGCCAGAAAAUAAAAAGGUUUUCUCUCUUUGGAAAGGGGCUUUACUCCAGGGAAGAACACAGCUGUCCAGGAGGAAUCCGGGACUGUUGAGUCCAGAAACUUCGAUCCUUCUCCACCCUUUCCCCAGUGUUUCACCAGCAGAAAAAGAAUGUUAUUAAAGUCUGUGAUGAAACAAAGCUGCACGCUGAGACGUGGCUGCCAGAACUUUUAUUUUUAUGGUUCUCUUGAGUUUGGGGAGAAAUAAUUAAAUGUUGCAAAUGUAAAAAUUGGCAGUAACAUUUUCCAUUUUGCCAAUAGUCAUUCCUUUGGUUUUCCCUUGGAUUUUAUUUAUUUCUUUCUCCUUUUAGGCAUUGCUCUGUCAUAGCCUGCUUGAGUGUUGUGUCUCUAGGAAGGCCAGAACACCAGGUUUGGAUGUUACAUAGCCAAGAACAUUGUGUAGCAGUGCCUGGUUUUGCCACAAGACAGGUCUGUAGGAAAUACCACUGCCACUGCAGCCGAGCACGUUGAACUGACUGUGCUCAGGAAUACUUCACCAGUAGGCUUACUGGAAGGUAUGUCUUUCUGCAUCUGUGAUUUGCAGAGGGGCAUAUGAUUGCCUUGCUGUUGGAAACAUAGGAAAUAUGGUUUUUGGGGAUUCUACUUUGAAAUAAUGGUACUCGUCAAUGCAGUGGGAAACUACAAUAUCAGGAUGUUAAGAAAGGGUUCAAAAGGUUUUAGGAAGUCUUGAAAGAUAAAUGCCCAUUCCAAUUGAGCCAGUAGGUCAGUCUUCUUAGGGUUUCUGUGAUAAUAUAGGACUUUAGAGUGGAGACGCCUUUCCUGACAAGUCUAGGGUUGAUUUUAUGUAUUUGCUAAGAUUUAUUAAAAUAAAAAAUGGCAUAUUCUAUAAGGAAAAAUAAUAUUAAUGGUAUUUUAAUUAAGCUUAAGCAAUAAAUAAUGGUUAUCACAUAAUUUUUAUUUAUUAUUCUUUACCUUAUUUCAGGGUCUGUCUUACUGUGAAGUUUCAAUAAAAUGCUUAGAACUACAUUUUCCUGGCCAGGUGCAGUGGCUCAUGCCUGUAAUCCCAGCACUUUGGGAGACCGAGGCAGGUGGAUCACUUGAGCUCAGGAGUUCGAGACCAGCCUAGCCAACAUGGUGAAACCCUGUCUCUACUAAAAAUACACAAAAUUAGCCAGGUAUGGUGGCACAUGCUUGUAAUCCCAGCAACUUGGGAGGCUGAGACAGGAGAAUCGCUUGAACCCAGGAGGCAGAGGUUGCAGUGAGCCAAGAUCAUACCACUGUAUUCCACCCUGGGAGACAGAGUGAGACUGUCUCAAAAAAAAAAAAAAAAAAAAAAAGAAAUACAUUUUGUUUUAUUGCAGGCAGGAUACAUUUCAAGAGGCUUACUUCACCUUCUCUGUCUGAUCUCCGCCAAAUAUCUUGGCUUUGUAUUUCCCAUAACCCAUCUGUUCUUCAUGUAGCUGUGAAAGAAGUAUAUCUUUGAAAGCAGAAUUUUGAGUAAAGAAACCCGAGAGUUAGGGAGAGAUGACCAGGUUCCAUGGCUCCUUGUUAAUUUCACCUUCAAGCCACAUACUGCCUCUUCUUGGGCCCUUGAUCUACUGCUGAGCAUAUCUUUUUCUUUCUUGGUGUGAAUUCUGCCUCUCAGUAUAGGUGGUAUUUGUUAAUUUAACUCUGACAUAAACAUGGGAACACUGCGCCUCAGUGUCAUUGUCUGUAAAAUGGGGUUAUAAGGUAUUUUCUGACCUACUUAAGGUUACCGUGAGGAUUAAGUGAUAAUGUACAAAGAAGACUUUUAAAAAUUAAUAUUGGAGUAUAGUAUAAGCAUAGUGACAUACAAUGAAUUAUAAUCAAUAAUAAAUUGAAUUUCACUUUGUGACCUCAUAAAAUUUGAUUCCUUUCAGCUCUAUCAAGGACAGCAUCUUGCCUAAUCACUUUUUGUUUUAGAAAAGUUAGAUGCUUGUCCAAUGUCACAAAGCAAGUUAGGGUAGAGGUAGGGCAAAAGCCCUGAUCUCCUGACUCCCACACCAGCAGGAUGCUUAGUUGUGAUUUCUGCCUUGCUUUACCACUUGGGUCAUCUUUCAGUGAAGGAGGUAACUAUCUCUUCUUUCUUGAGUUAAAAUAAUACCUUAGUAGAAGCAAAGAACACUAUCACUUUAGUUCUUUUCAGCCUUCAUUUGCUGUUGCCUUCUGUGUCUAGGCGUGCUGAGCUGGCAGGAAGGUGACAAGUAUGAUAGAUUCUGGCCUCUAAGGGGCUGUCAAGUCUAGUGAAAGGAGGUAAAUGAGUAAACAGAUAGACACUUCGGAGCCUGAGUUUCUGGUGCUGGCCCUUACACACAGGGUCUAUCUGGGCAAGUCAUGCCUGUCUUUGGGCUCAGGUUUCCCAGCUGCACAUUGAGGUCCUGGACUAGAUGUACAGAAUGAUCGUGAUCACUGAGGUUCCUUCUAAUUUGUCACCAUCUAUGGGUCUGUGAUAAUGCAAAGCUGUGUGCUUGCCAGCUGAAACUGAAAUGAAGGAAAGUGAUUAAUUCAUUUCACAAACUGAAAUGAAGGAAAGCUAUUAAUCUGAUGGCGUAUUUUUCUUUAUUUGUGAUAAGUUUCACAGACUACAUUUUCCAGCAUUCAACACUGCCAUUGUAUUGUAUUGUAUUGUAUUGUAUUGUAUUGUAUUGUAUUGUAUUGUAUUGUAUUGUAUUGUAUUGUAUUGUAUUGUAUUGUAUUGUAUUGUAUCAUAGAUGGCGAUACUUGUUCAGUUAACCAAAUGGUCAACUUUGCAAAAAUAGCAGAAGUGGACAUCUCAUGAUGAUUUAAUACAGGACACAAAAAUCAAUGCUAGCAUUAACUACUAUUCUCGGCCUUUCUGCAGUGUUUUUCUGAUAGGAACCUUUGUAUUAAACCACCUUCUUUUUUUCCUAAAAAGGACCAUAGCAUAAUAGCAGCUAGCAUUUAUUUGGUGUUUUCCUGUGUGAUAGGUAAGUGUUGUUUUAAGUGCUUCCCAUAUAAAAAUUCAUGUAAUCUUUGCAGCAUUUUGAAGUAGGCAUUAUUAUCAUCCCUAUUUUAGAGAUAAGACAACCGAGGUACAAGAAAUUAAGUAAAACUUAUUCAAGAUUACACAGCUAUUAAGAGAUGGAGGCAGGAUUCAAACUCAGGCGGUCAGCCUCAGGCAGCCUCAUGUUUCAUGGCUGGACCAUUGCCUAAAUGAAAGCUGCUCACUCUCAGCCUAUUGAGAACCUGGAGAAACUGGCCUUGUUAUGAGGCCACAGGCUAAGAAAGCAGUUGUAUCAGCUUACUUGUGGCUCUAAACUUGGCCAGAUCCUCAAGUCUAAGGAUUCUUACUAUGCACAGGUGUUCUCAGUCUGGAUUCAUGUCUCAGGUGACUCAUGAACCCUUGGAAAUUGUGUGCCAAAUGCAUUUAUGAGUCCAUGUGUGUUGUGUUGGUAUGACGGGGGGUAGGCGGUUUGGUGGUUUUCUGCACAGUAUCAGCAGAGCCUCUACUCUGUCACUGGCAGGAUCCUAGCUGUGCAGGCGUUUGUCAGCCUAAAUCUAAAUCAAGAUUCUGGGCUGGGAAUUAGGAUAUAGCUCCCCAUUGAACAAGUGAGUGGCUAUAGGAUCUUGGAAGAACCAGGCUUUCCAAAUGUCCUCCCACCCCUUGGAACUCUGCUGCUGUGGAGCAGUUGUACGAUGUCCUUUUCUCUCUUUGAAGCUUUCCAAAUCUUUCAAUCUUUUUUUUUUUUGCCUCCAAAUUUUGGAACCUCAAAAUUUCAAGGUUUUUUUUUUUAAUUUUUUUAUUUUUUUUCCUUUUGUUUUACCUUCUCCUUUCUGGCUUUGUUCAGAAAUCAGGUAUCAAUAAGCUUUUUAUUACUCAUCCAAUCUGUGAGUUCAGUUUCCCAUUUAACUUUUAUGAAUGUUUUCUUUGUUAAGAUGAGUCCUUUCAAACCCCUGUAAAGAAUGUUUCACUAUAUACAAACAUAAAAACGAAGUGUUAAAACUAGAAAAUCCAAGUGGAAACACAAACAUACAUAUACAUUUUUCCCCAGGCAAUUUAGCUUCAUAGAAAUUGAGUGCAUCUGCAAGGGAAUUUUUUUUUAAAUGUUAUUGGUAGUUUUGUUAUUUGUAUUACCUGUUUGGUCCUAGUCUUUAUAGUUGAUUACUCUAGGUAGGUCUUUUUAGGACUGAAAAUAGGUCACACAUAUCACAGUGGUCCCAGUGUUAGAGAGAUGAUAAAAUUCUAUUACAAAGUAGUUUUGUCAUGCUUUUGGUCUAAAUGAGUAAUACAACUAGCAUGUCCAGUGUCAUUUUUGCUGUACUCUGGAAAACUUUUACCAUCUAUCUCAUCCUUAUAUACUGCAACAAACUUCUGAUAUUAUUUCAAUUGCAGUUCAGGCAUUGCCCUCGACACAGGCUUAAGUUCAAGUCUCAGCUCUGUUACUUACAAACCAUAUGACUUUGAGCAAGUUUAUUUAAUUUUGUGGAGUCCUUUUUUUUCCCAUACAAGGGGAAAACAAUAAUUACAUGUUGCUCAAAGGGUUAUGAGGAGUGAGGUCAGGCAUGUUUAUAUGUUUCACUCUGGCGUUUUGCAGAGUAAGCACUUGAUAAAUGAUGCUCGUGUUAUUGAUUGUCAUCAUCAUCAUUAAUAUGUGUAAUAGGCUAGGUACAGUGCUUGGCACAUAGCGGGCACUAAACAAAUAUUUUAUUGGAUUUGAUUGUACAUAGCGCUUGUGACUGAAUCAGAGGUUGCCAGGGGUAGCUUUUUGCUCAGUAGAUUAACAAGGAGGAAAUUGUUGAACAGAACAACUGAUGGCUCUACCUUUAAGUCAAUGAAUUUCAUAGUGAAGUGGUCUUGAAUGCAAAUGAUGAAAUGUGGCAAGUCUGGUGGAGAAAAAAACCCAACAAUCUUGAAGCUGUUUUAAAGAGUAGCAGUUGCCUAGUCACCCCAAUUGCUGAAAUUUUCCUUCUCUUCCUUGAAUAAGGAGUAGAGAGGGGCAGAGAGGUUACUGGUCAUGUUCAUUAAUUUUCUUUCAAGAACUGCCACAUGUCACCAGUGGUGCCCCCCCAGCACCAGUGCUGUUUGGCAGUCUUCUCUUUGCCCCAGAGAAGCCAAAAUGUUAAAUUGAUGGAGCUUACUAGAUCUGACAGAGAAAUUCUUCACGUCUGGCCUGGAUGUCUAAGUAAAUUUGGUGUACUUCUUGUGGUCUGGAGCAAAUGCUGGAAGCUAUUAGAAUUCUGAACAAAACCCUCCAUUCAAAGACUGCUCGUUUCCUGCUGGGGUAAUCCAAGUAUCAAACAUUAAGAAAUAUGGGCAAGGCAAAUGUGGCUGCUCAUUGCAAAACCCACCAAGGUGUCUACGACAUCUCCCCAAAUGACUUGGAAUGUUACAUCCACUUGAUCAUCUUGAAUAAGUGGUUUCUUUUGAAAACAAGAGCUCUACUUUUCCUACACCAAGUAUAGAUGGGAAUUGGCUGAAUUUCCUCUUGUCAGUCAAAUUUAGGAGAAGAAAGCUUUCCUCCUUCCCUUGAAGUUCUAGGGACCUAGCCUUUUUUUUUGGUUUUAUUUUGUUUCAUUCUCCUUUCCUUAUAUAUUUCCUUCUGAAAUAAAAAAAAGUAUCUUUCAUUAGAUAUAGUUAUGGAUCUAUUGUUUUAGACUAGGCCUGCUCAGUGGCUGGAAACGAUUUUAUUAAGAAGGCUUUAUAGAGAAGCUUUGGUUUAUCUCAUGAAAUAUCUGAGUUUGUCAUAGAUUGUUUCCUUUCUGUACAGAAAGUUAUUUUCUGUGAAAUUCCAGGUGUUCUUUUACAUAGACUUGAAAGGAAUAGAUUUGAUAGUCCAGGUUUUUUUUUUCCCUAAGAAGAAUAUGUUCUUGUGAUAGAUUAAUUGAGGAUGAAAUCAGAUAACAUAGAUGAAAUCACUGGAUAGGCAUAGUGAAAACCAUUAUUUUAAUUAAUCUAGCUACAGUGUUUGUACAGCCAGCUAUGCAGCUGAAGGCUGCCAUGUAGUAGCUGCUACACUGUUUGGCUCCUGUACUUAUACUGUAUGGGGACCUCUUUCUUAGACAGUCUCACUCCUGCUGGACUGUAAACUCCUGGAGAACAGGGACAAAGCCUUGUUCAUUAGAGUAUUCCUAGUGCAUUCCACUAUAAUAGACACAUAAUUAAUACUUUUAAAAAAUGAACAAAUGAAUAAGACAUUUGUACAGAACUUGAGUGUUAGACCAGGUGGUUUCACAAAACAAAGCGCUCACGGAGGUUUAUUGGCCUUCCUCCUAUGUCUUUGACCUUUUCCUUAGCUUGUGUCUAUGCUGUGUUUCCUGUCUACGAGAUGGUGGAGAUGGCGAGCCCAGUUUUCUUUCAUCUUGAAAGGAUUCAGCUCCAUUACUUAAUAGUCCCAGUCAUGUUCCUUUCCCCCUAGAAUCUGUGUAUGAGAUGUGAAAUCCAUGAAAAGAUAAUGUUGAAUGGGAAAAAUUAACCUAUUUUGAUGACUUUUAAGGAGUUCUAACUGUGCAUGAUAGCAGGCGACUCCCUUGUCAGUAGGCAGCAGGCCUGUGUUAUGUCAGGGGUAACGAGGUGGUUCACUUGUGGAGAGUUUUCUGUCUUUUCUUCCAAGUUAUGCUGACCUCGCCGACGAAAAUAUUCCCCAUCUAAUAAAAGUCAGAGCAAAUUUAUGGGCCUGCCCCUGACCACUUGUCCUUUAUCCUUUAAAAGAAAAAAUAAAUCUAGGAUAAGAUCCAUAGGUUACUGUUGGACCAUGGAAAUGAUGGGCAGGGGCCAAAUAUCCCACCUUCCUUGAUCUGCUUCUCUUUUCCCGAUUCCGGCUGUCUGGGGGAUGCUGAAGCUUGUGGCAUGAGGGUUACUGCCGAGCAUGGCCAUGUCGUUAGUUCCCUUUGGAAACAAGCUGUUGCUCUCCCUGCCUGGAGGGCCACACGCCUUGGCACCACACUGAAGAGAUCCCAGGCGUGGCUGGAGUGAAGCUGCUAAUGAAAAAGCAGCCAUGGCAGGUCAGGACGAAUCAAGCAAAAAGGAGGACAUUCUAUAAUUAAAGAUUCAGAGAAAUACUAGCGCAGUUUUUGUUGUUGUUGUUGUUGUUUUGUUUUUUUGUUUUUGCCAACGCUAUGACAAUUGCUCUUUCUACCUGUUCCCGUGGGUUUUCUGUCAUUUUAUCACUCAUUAAACAAGUGUUUAUUAAAUCUCUACUUUCUGUGUGCUGCUUACCUGUGUGCUGUUGACCAUAGUUCAGGGAUUACUUAAAGCAUCAAUGAGUGUGCGAUGACUCAGGAAUGAGUCGGGUCCUCAAGGAUCUUGUCACCUAGUAAGAGACAGAGAAAUAUGAGGCAGAGGGAGGCUGGGCCAUAGGAUAUGGCAGGAUGCAGAGCAAAGAGCUCCAGAGUCUGAUAGACCUGGGAUCAAAUUCAGGCUCUACCACUUAUGAGCACAUUUGGCUUUGGGCAAUUUACUUAAUCUUGAACUUCAGUUUCUAAAUCUUUGAUUGUGCAUAAUACACAGCGUCCUGGAAGGGUUGUUUUAGGAUUUGAAAUAAGCUGUGAAAAGGGCCUGGCCUAGAGUUAGCACUUGACAAAUGGCUGCUCUUAUUAUUUUAUUAUCUCUGGCGAGGUGCUGAUAACCAUGUGAGUUCAGGGGAGGCAGUCUCCACCCCGUGGACAGAAGUGAGAGGAUCAGCAAGGGGAUCAGGAGUUUCAUGGGGCACAUGCCUCUGCACUGAGCUUGGGAGAAUGAGUAGGAUCUGGGAACGUCGUGAAGGAGAAUAGAGAAGAAACUUUAUUCAAGACAUAGGUUUUUACACAUUUUGUUUUGUUUUUAGCAAAUAGGCACUUAUUUUGCAUCAUUUUUAUUUGCAGUAUGCAAUCAAAUUGUGAGAUUACUUAAGCCUUAGCAUGAAUCCCAGUGCCAACAGUUGUGUAUUUCUUUCUUCUGCUUUCUUUUGUUGUCCCCCACAACCUUCUCUGAACAGCAUCUAUUAAGUGAUUGCAGAGUCUCAUGACUUGGUUGUGUUGGAAUCUCUGCAUUAGUGGGGACACCCUUCCAAUUCCUUGUUAGGAUCAAAUGUGUUUUAGAGAAGGUAUCUGGUUCCCAAGUUCUCUGUUGUUUUUUGGAACCAUGAAAGCCUAGAGAUGUUAUGGCAGGAUGUCCCUAAUAUGCAUGGCAAGCCCUCGACAAUGAUUAUGGCAGUUGUUACUAUUACUGAUUAUUUGUAACUUCUAAUAAUCCAGAAUUUAAAUUGGUCAAAGACACGCUGCUCCUCAGGGAGUCUGAAUAUACUGGUAUCAGCCCAGUGUCCUUCCACACUGGCCUGCAGCUCAUUGUGACUGGGCCAACUUUGGCCUUUGUGCCUGGCUUCUAUGCCAACCUGCCAAGUCCUUGAGAUGCUGUGCACCUUACUAUUUUUUGUCAGGCCUGCUAAGAAGGGGGCUUGUGUCCUGCAGAUCAAGGACCAAUAGGAAGCCCUCACCACAAACCUGAUUCACAGUACUCUCUCCUCUUUGCACUUUGCACUGAAGAAUCAUCCUCUCCUCCAUACACAUUUUUUCCCCAGUACAGAACUUAGCUUUGUGGUGCUGGGUUAUUAAGGAACCCAACUUGUAUCCACUGUAGUUGUAAUCUUGCUGGUCUUUGUCUGAGUUGCAAAACAACACUCAUGGAAGUCCUCAUUCAGUUAUUCUAGAGCACUUGUUGAGCUCCUGGUAGAGGCAGAGUGCUGUCCACCAGAUUUGUGCCUGAUGGCACAGAGAAUGAUCAAAAGGAAUCUUGCAACUGGACAUAGUUUCUUUAGACAGAGACAGAGGUAAGUAAGUAACCUCACAUAAGUAUCCUAACUCUUAUUUUCCAAAUGUUAAUGCUUGACUGGCAUGUUAUAAAGCUAAUUUGUUUAUAGUUGUGCCACAUAAUUAUACACUCUGUACAUAAUAUGCUUUUGAAAUUAUUAUUUAUUGCACAAAUAUUACAACAGAAACUGAACUCAAAACACAAGGAAAAAUGUGUGUGGGCUCACCAUUUGUACGAGUAAAACUUUUAAUAUAUUUGUGUGUUCACUCAUAGUCCUUAUCCAUGAAUUCAUAACUUUUGCACACAGUGGAAAUCAUACUGAAGAUACCAUUGGGUGUUCUGUUCUCCCCAUUCUCCUCUCCCCAUACACCAUAAUAUUAUUCAUGUAUGCUCUCAAGUUUAAUCAUGUCUGCAUGCGGACAUUUAGCUAUCCUUAGAGAGCCCAUAAUUUGAACUCUGAGCAUCUAGAGGAAGCUGCUGCCCCCAGCCCACUUAGGUACUUUCUUUUCCCCUUGUGGUGAGAAUAGGAAUUAGGUAGCAAGAGUUCCCAGGCUUCAUUGUCCAAGGCUAUGUUAGUAUUUUCAUCAUAAAUCUUGAGGCAUCGCCUAUUAAAGCCUUUUUGCCUUUCUCAUUAAAAGAAGAGAAUUUAGAAGGAAAUAUUUGAAAGACUCUAAGAUGCCCAGGAGAAAGGUUCCAACAUUAUUACUCUGAGUAGACCAAGUUAGGUGUGGGUAUAUAUUAAUAGUAACUAAACACCUAGCAGUUUGGUGUAUUCUGGAAUGCUCUUGACUUGGGCUGAAUGUGUCUGAUGCUCUAGGUGUUCUUGCUGUCUCUGUCUGUCAUCUGCCUGUCAUUCUCCUGUGAGGGUAAGUAGUAUCCCUUCCCAGACUGAGGAUGGAAAUGUUGAGGGGUGUAAAAUGAUAACUCAAACCUUUCCAAGAGUCCCCAAAGUGUGUACAGUGCAUAUGAAAUUCUCCAAAAGGAGAAGAGGGAUCUGGAAGUGCCACUGGGAGUGAGAGGCUGGGGAACCAGUGGAGUAGAGGAUAGUAGUGGCUUGAAGUCACAGAGCAAGAAUUCAAAACUUUGCUCUGGCACUAGCUUGGUGGCCUUGGGCAAAUUACUUAAUGUUUCUGAAUCUUUCCAUGAGGAAGAUAAUUACAUUGCCCACCUCACUUGGUUGUGGUCGGUAUUAAACUGGAUAAUGCAAAUAAUGCACUUAGCACAACACCUGGCAUAAAUAAUAAGCACUCAAUAAAUGUGAAAUGUUAUGGUUGUUAUUUCCUGCUUCACAUUAUAAUUUUAUUGCUUUCCAGACUGAUGUCUCCGAACUUAGGUAGUAGUGGAGUCUGUGAGCUAUUUUCAGUAUUUCAAAAUCUAUGAAAAGGAGACAGUUCUGGUCACCAUAAUAAGUACAUGACAGAUGGAGUCUUUGAAACAUGGUACCCACAGGGGAAGAAUCCAGAAGGGGUCCUUUGUGUUGAAAAGUUGAGGCCUCGAGCUGAGGAAGUUAGCAAGUGCUUCAGUGAAAGCUUGUGGGUUUCCAGUUACAAUGGGAGUAAAUAGAGGGAUGUUGUGAGCAAAGAACUUGAUUGGUUGCUAUGAGAGAUCGUUCCCCUGUGGAGCAUCAGAAGUUGAUGCACUCUGGAGACCCCAGUUGCUCUGUCAUGUUUACCAGUUUGUAGAAUGUGUUAUCACUGCCAAGCACCUUGGAAGCAGUGAGAAAACUGCCAGACAAAUGGAAACCGGUUUCUCUACCCAACUUGGUAGAACAUUUGCUCCAGGCAACCAUACAGGCUCCAGGAGACAUUUGCCUUGACAGUGCCUAUUUUGUAAAGCUGUAAUUUAAACUGACAAAACUUGAUUUUGACAUUGCAACAAGGUCUCUGUAGACUUAACACUAUGUUCAUUUUCCCAUGCUUAUCCCUACUGGAGACUGAUGGGUUUACACCAACAUGGAAGCUGGUUGGAAUGGAAACCAUCCAGAAAAUGAUUAGGGAGCUUGAAGCUCUCUGAAACUGGGCAUAAUGUGUAUUAAGUCAUUAUAGUUUUAAUGAAACUUGUCUUAGCUGGGGUCUCUUAACCACUUGUUUUCUAGUUGUAAAUAUUGAGUCCCUAAUUUACACUAAUGAGAUGCUGUUGAGAUUUAACGCCAAUCUUAUACUGCAUUUGUCAAAGUGUAAGAGCUAACCUGAAAUGUAGCUUUGCAAAAUAUUCUAUUAAAUAAACUUGGUGGAGAAGUAGCAACAAACAAACUGCAUGCUUUCAGCAGAAACUGUCAACAUACACAUCUCUGAAGAAAUUCAUAUUUUAUGCCAGGGUGGUCUACAGUAGUUCCCAUUAGUAAACGGUUAAAUAUCACCCUUCCCUGGUAAAUCUGAAUACUUUUGUGUCUGUUGUGAAAUGCUGUACACAUCCUCUUUUGAUGAUCUGCCUGGGAAUUCUCCACUGUGAGAAUUGUCUCUUAAAAAUGGGAAGCAGCAAGGCAUAGUAGAAAGAAUAUAGGCACUGGUGACACAUAUAUUUAGGCCUGAGCCCAGCUCCCAGUUGGUGGCCAGGUAAGUUCUUUAACCUCCUUUUGCUUAUUUUUUUUUUCUCCCUGCAACAUGGGGUUGGUAGUACUUAUAGGGCAGUGCUAUCCAAACACUUAGUAGAGGUGAUAAUGUAAGUAGUGAACGUAGCUCCUGACAUAUAGUUGGUGUUCCCUAAAGGAUAGAUUGAAAGAUAUACACACCACCAAGUUGAAUUCCUCUCAGAUUUGUCCAAGGCCACCCAGCCUUUCUUGGCCUUUUCUUCCAUCAUUGGUUAGUGUGUGUUCUUGAAGGCAGUCUGAUUUUAUCCUUGGCUUAAAAAGUGGGGAAAUAUUUAGGAAGCCUAGCCUAAUGCAAGAGAACUCAUCUAUCUUACUGUAGGAUCAAAUACAAAUGGUUUUUGGAUUGUCCAUUAUUUAUCUCUCACUUCUCUUCAUUAGUGGUGCUAAUGGAAACACAAUUAUCUUCAUAGACUUUGUUAGUCACAAUCUCUUGGUUUCUUCAAAUCCCACAAUAGCAAGAAUAUGUUGUGGUUUUUAUAAUCUCUUUUGGUUCCUCAAACCCAAAGAAGGACAGUGAGAGGGUGGGAGAUGAUUUGAGAGGGUAUUUACAUUCCCAGGAUUUUCAGAUAUAUUUAUGAUUUUAUUUUUUUGGAGACAGUGUUCCAAUAGAGAGGUAUUCUGUCUUCUCUUUUCUUUUUUCUCUUCUCUCUCCUCCCCCCAAAUCGAGGUUGUAAGUGAUGUGAGAGACCUGCUGUGAACUGCUGUCACCAGAUCCUGCUAUGAUUUCUCUUUGUUCUUAGUUCUGGAGUCAUCAAGGCUACAUGGAGACACGUACCUUCCACUGAUAUGUUUGCUCCUUGAUUCAGGGCUGAGUGCCUGUUUGAGUGAUUCUGGCUACAGCUAAAUGAUAUUUCUGUUUCCAAUAGUAUUGUAAACUAUAGAGUAAGAAUUUUCUUGUUGUUGUUGGGAGAGUUUGUUUUUCUUCUUAGUGUGUAUUAUCUCCCACCCCACUCCUCCAACCCGUUCUUUAAAAAACAAAACAAAACCAACAAACAAAAACUUGCAUUGAAGCAACACCCAGAAGGAGUGAGCAGGCCUAGGCUGGAGUCUUAUCCUGACAUGGUAGAAUCCUGUUACUGUCUCUUCGUAGAUUCAUUUAAAUUGUUUUGACUGAUUCAUGCAAUCUCUCAGUCCAUUGAUCAAGUCAAAAGAAAAAGUAUCACUAAAAACUCACAGGACUGGUGCAGGUAGAAUAUUCUUUAUCUAUGGAAAAUUCAUUAUCCUAUCUAGAAGGAUGUCUUGAAAUAGCAGAAUAUUUUUAUUAUGUUUUUUUUCCAAGUAAUACAUGGUUCAAGAAAAAAGAAAUUUUAAAAAGCCACACUAAUAGCAAAACUAAAAUAAGCAUGAAUCUUAAUUUUAACAAAGAUUACAGUAGUCCAUGGGAAGGAUUGUCUGCCCAUUGCAGUGGGUUUGAUUGGUUUUUUUACUUGGAAGUGCUCAUAUUCUGGAAUGUGUUUAUAGAUCUUGACCUUAGAUACUUCUCCUGACUCAGAAAUUGUAAAAUGUUUUGCUAGAGUAGCCAGUGGUGAGAGACCGCUACUGCUGUAUGUUGCUCAGGGCUAACCUGUUAAGAACUGGUCUCGUCGCUCAGAGAGAACCAUGAUGCUGAUGCCAGUUUCUUGUUUAUGUAAAAACAUUUAAAAAUGGGCAAGAUACUCUCUAAGUACAAGAUAGUUAUUAUUGAGAUAUGUUCAUGAAUAAAUUAAUGAGAGAGGAACUUGAGAUAAAGGAAAUGGAGGAGAGAAAUUGCAUUUUUCCUGCAUAAUUACUCUCUUGUUUUAGAACACAAGUAGUCCUUUGGCAUAUUUUCAAAGUGUGGUAUGUUUCACUUUUGUUUAAACUUGUCAAAUUCUCAAUGUAAAAGCCAUUUAAGACUUUUUUUUCCUUCUUUUUUGAAGGUUGCUUCUUUUGGCCUCUUAAAGAUAAUUAAGAGCUGUAAUUUGUGAGGAUUUUGAUGGCAUUUUUUGGCAGUGGUAGUGCAGGACAGGAUACAUGAAUCAUAGCAUCUGCUUAUUAGCAAGGUCUCAUAGAUCACUUGUCCAACUUUCCACCGGGUGCUGAGAUGGUUGGUCUCUGUUAUCUGUUCUUCCCACUUCUGCUGGAUACAUUCUGGGAAAAGAAUUUCAUUGAUGAGUGAGCUGUACUUCCACUUCUGAAGUACAAAAGUUAUUAAGCUAGGGAGCAUUUUCUCCAUUUGACACCUACAGGCCACUCAGUAAAAAAGCAAAUGAAUGAUGAAUGAGUAAGGUCCCUGGGCUGCUUCCUACUUCUUCUUAGAGUGGUUAAGGCCCUCUUGACAUUUUUGGAGGAUGAUAAAUGUGUGCCCUUGAAGUUUCCUUGUCCAGGUCAAACAGCCCCAAUUUCUCCAUGAUCUUUGGACAUUGCUUCCACAUUUUCUCUCCUUCUUGCUCUCCACAGGGCAAGUUUCAUUUCAUCAAUUUUUUUUUGUAAAAUACUGUAAAGAUAUCUGAAUGAAGUAGACCAGGUAUAAUCUGAUAAGCAUAGAGUAUGGUGGAGCAUUUCUUUUAAGGUUCUGGGUAUUGUUAUUAUCCUACUAAUGGAACCAGCAUUUGCUGGACCUUUUGGGGCCACCAUGCCUUAGACAGGUAGAUAAUGGAAUGGCAUAGAGAACAGCCUGAAGCCGGCUGUCUUGGUUUGAAUUCAGACUUACCAUUUAUGAAAUGUUUGACCCUAGGCAAGUUGUUUAACCUCUCUGUAAACUUGUCUUCAUUUGUAAAGUCAGGGGUAAUCAUAGUACUUAUUUAUACAGUUAUUAUAAGGAGUAAAUAAAUUAGUUUGUGCUGAGUGCCUACAACAAUGCCUGGAGUGAAAUAAGCACUCUGUGUUAGCUUUUAUUGAAUUUACAAUGAAAAACGUCCAGGUCUUACUAUCUGAAGUGCAGUUAGUUUUUUCAGCAAGGCUUUAGAAUUAGACAGGGCUAUGUUUAAAUCUUAGCUCUGCUGUGUGUUUUGGGGGAAAUUACUUUGCCUUUCUAAGCUUCUGUUUCCUCGUCUGUGAAAAGGGCAUUAAAGAAUAAAAUCAGUUGAAUUUCUGAGCCCUAAUUAAGAACCUUGAGGGCAGAGCCAUGGUUUACACUUGCUUUUUUUCUUCUUUCUUAACUUUACCUGGUAUGCCAUGUUUAUAAUCACUGCUAAAUUAAAAUAGUAAAUAUUUAAACUGAGUUUUCCCUUCAGUCUACCUUGUAGUAGAAAAAUUAAAUACUUCUAUGUUACUUAAAACUGCACACUCACAAGUUUAUGGUGGUGUAUUGAUUGGUUGUUCUGAAGAAUGUAUUCUGCUUGCCACCAUGAACUGGGCUUCAGAAUAAAUAGGCUUCCUUGAUCACUUCUCUCCUCAUUAACUACUGUCUGGAAUUUAGAGGGAAUACAAAGUCUGGUAGCUACAUUGCCUACUAAUCUUGCAAAUGGCCUGUGAGGUGGGUAAGCAAUCAGGUGAGUGACAAAGGUUAUAGUCAAUUUUCCUGGCACUCUGGGAUUUAUUUUUGUGUCCUUGAAGUUUUAAGCAAGUGAGUUUUGAGGUUGUUGAGAAAGUGGGAGACUAUAUUUUAAAAUGGUUUAUAGUUAUUAAUGUUUUCAAAUCUUGGUGGGAUUUUAAAGGUGGGUUAAGCUGCGAAAGUGAAUGUAAGUUAAAGCCAGUUAAAUAGAGGAGUCCCUCGUUCAUUCUGUCUUUGGUAUGCUUAGGAUUUCAUAAAUUUUAUGGGUUUCAAAAUCUUUGCCUUGUUUUGAAUGUUUCUAAUAAGAUGGAGUGAAGUGGCUUACACCUCAUGAGACAUGGAACAGUUAUCCAGGAAUGCUGCUUGGCACACAUAUAAAGAAAGCACUGGUCUAUUGAUUCAUAAAAAAUGUGUGACUGAUUUUCCUGGGACAUGUGCAUUAUUUUCACAGAAGAAUUUCAUUUUUUACUUCCUCCCACCCUGUGCAUCACUUGCACACGUUUGCAAUUCAUCAACUCUGAUUUCCAAAACUUCUGCCCCCUCUUCCCCCAACCACCUCCAUCCAACUACCUAAAGUGAAAUAUAUUAGAUGGAGAGGAGGGAAAUUUCCUUAAAUGCCUAAUUUUUAUGUCUGUAAGGGGCAUGGUGAAUUUGAGAAAUGGUCUGAAUGUUAGCCCAGAUGACUCAAUGCAAUUAUGAAACAAAUUGGAAGCUGUUUCCAUGAAAGAGUAUGUAUGCAUGUGUUUCCACGAAAGGGGUGUGUGUGUGUGUGUGUGUGUGUGUGUGUGUGUGUGCGCGUGUGUGUGUGAGAACAUGUGUUUAGGUCAGUUCUUUCAUUCGUUCUCUUUCUUCCUCUUCUUUUUGUCGUUUCAAGGCUAUGUUUUAGGUUGGCUAUACAGCAAUGAGGUUGCACUACACAGCCUCAUCCCCUAAAGCCAAAAUACAGCAAGUAGAAGACUGCUUAGCUCAUCCAGUGAGAAUCUCAUGUAUUAUAUUCUUACUUGCCAUUGAGUUGCCAGAAAAAAAAUAAAUAGCUUUGUCUUAGAAAGCAAUAACUUUUCUGCAAUGAAAUAACAUUAAACAACUCUACCUGGUAUGCCAUGUGCAUUGUUUUUCCUUUCUUGGAAAGGAAAAACUUUCUUAGAAAACGAGGGCACACAAUGAUUAGCGCUAACUUUCUCUUUCAUGUGUCCAACUUAAGAUUUUCUAGUGAGGCAGAGUUAUUUCCCCUUACAUGCUUGGUUUAAUGGAAAGGGCCUGGCUUUCAGUUUUGUUCAUAUUCAGCUACCAAGACCCAAUCAGUUAAUAACUUUGCCCAGAGUUGAAAGAAAAAUUCCUCUGGGUACAGAGUUAAAUUCCUCUGCGUGUGGAAGGCCAUAGUGGUUAAAAAGUUAGGCUUCGGAGCCAGAUCAACAUAGAUUCAGAUGUGCCUCUGCUGCUCAAUGUGUGAUGAGGGCAAAUUGCUGAACUCAAGUCUCAAGUUUCCUCAUCUGUCUGAUGGGGAUCAUAACGCACAUCACCUGACGUUGUAAUAAUUGCCUGACAAUGUGUAUAAGGCACUCGUGUAAGAUCUGGCACUUGGCAAGAGUAAAAUGCAUUUUAGCCUAUACUUUUUACUCUUCAUUUGUAAAAUUGUGGUAAAGGGAUUGGCCCUGGAGGGAGUAGGGUGAGGUGGCAUUUUCAGGAAGGUAGCACAAGGUUACAGGGAGGACAAUAGAAAUGUACAGGAUGGCUGAAGACUCAGUAAGUAAAUAGCAUUGCUUCUUACAGCAGGCCGGAGGAGAUCUCUAUAUUUUUCUUUAUUAGAGAAAAUUUAAGGGAUAUUGAUUUUUAAAGGGAAGAUUUAUAUUUUAAUUUUAAAGAGGAAAAUUUAUCAGCUCCUAUAUAUUUAUUAGACAUUUUGGGGGGGAAACAGUGAAUGAAUGAGACUGGUCCCAUUUGAUGUAUGCUGUCAAAGUUUAUAAACUAUCUGAUGAAUUAGUAAGAACAUAUCAAACAAGACAAAGAGGCUCAUUGUUAAUGUGCGCAGGUGAGGCUUUGCAGGCUGCUUGUGGGUGAGGGUAAAAGUUUUCUUAACCUCAAGCCUGGAUUCUGACCAUAGAAACAUUCCUCCUGAGUGAGUAGUGCUUCUAGAGUGCUUUCCUUCAAGGACCUCUCCGGCAUCUGGCUCAAUCACAUGCCAUCUUUUUCUCCUUUACAUCUGCUUCCUUGCCCCACUUUGGCACCCAGCUAAGUGUGGGCAGAUGGUGUGGCCUUGGGGACUCCAGAAGGGCCUUGGUGUCCUUCAGUAGCAUGGAGUGUAUAGCAGGGUCUGCCCGUGAAGGACCAGGGAGGUGAAGGGCCUUACAGGACUCAUGUGGAAUGCUUGUGAAUGCAUUAUUUCCAAAUAUCCCUGAGUAUUUGCAAGCGUUUUUAUAUACCUUUACUUCCAUUUUGCUUUGACAACACCAUUACCAUUCCUUGACGAUGAGGAACUGAUCGGAAAUAAACCUAAUUGUUAUUUGCUUAACAGUUUCAAGACCUGCAACUUGCAGCAGUCUCCUGACGGUCUCUGUACAUUUUCUCUGUCCCCUUCUAAUCUAUUCACCACAUUGUAGCUGGAGUGAUUUUUUUUUUUUUAAACAGAAAUCUGAUCAUGAGCUUUCUUGGUUUAAAACUCCUUCACGGCUGCCAUUUGCUUACAGGUUUAGGGCUGAAAUCCUUGCCAUGGCUUGGCUUACAGGACUCUGUGGGUCUAGCCUCUGCUGACUUUGCUCCUCAGCACCAACCUAUUCAUCUUUCAUCCUUCCCUCUUUCCAGAAAACCUAAAGGUGGAGCCCUGUCUGCUCCAUCUGCUGCCCUGGUUACUCUCAUCCAGGGCAUUCAUUCUCUUUUUAUAAGUACUGUGAGGCCUUUUCACAAUUUGUUACUACUGCAUAGUUAUGUACUUAUUUCUUGCCAGUCUCCCUCACAAGGCUGCAAACUUCAGGAGAGUGCAGACCGCAGCCUGUUCAGUCCUCAUGGUAUAUGAAGCCUGUUGCAUUACAGGUCCUGAGCCUCCAUUUGUUGAAUAAUUUCAUUAAUUAAUUAACCAAUUAAUUAAUUUCCUCUAAAGGGUUUGAAACCCCAACUAUUAAGGCUUAUGUUGAAAGGACAAUUUAAAGGAAAAUAAACUGUUAGAAGAGGGAGAGAUAGAAGCCCCAGAAACUUGGAAUGAGUCAGAUCUUACAGCUGAGCAGGAACGCAAGCUUUGAGGAAAGCUUUAUUUAUUUAAAUAGGAGUCUCAUAAGGAAGGCAGAAAAAGGAAACCCAAGCAGAUGACUUGGUUCCUAUUAUCUGCUGAGAGGAAGCUCAUCUGGAGUGAUGACUUUUUCCUGGCACUAAAUUUGACCUGAAAAUUAUAAAAUGAAUCCAUACAGAAUAAAAAAUACCCUCCUGCUCCCAUUAUGGAUGAUGUCUUCUAUUGUAGUUUGCCGAAGGGACAGAGUUUGUGAGAGGGAGUGAGUUGAGAUGAGGUGGAGAUGAAAGCCUGUAUAUAAUUUAGAGAGAACUUGGGGCAAACUAGAAAGAUAGCCUGUGGUCUGAGAUGAGGGCCGAUGCCACAGACAUGGGGACCCCUUUCCUUUCUGGCAGCAUUUUCCUGUGUGUAUUCUGGGGGGCCUUCAAGGUAUUCUGUGACAAAAGGGUUCUCUAGUCAGAUAGGUUUGCAAAACACUGCGUAUUAUAUCCUGGCCCACCCUUGAAGUUGUAUAAUGCAUACCAAUAAAUAAAGACCCUGAGAAGUGAGAGUCUUAUAGUGAAGAGAUGUUUAGCUGUUUAAUCCACCAUUUUUCAAGCUUAUUUGACCUCAGAAAACAUAAUCAUAGAACUUCCCUCAAAACAGACCUGAGUAAUGCUAAUUUAGGAGUUGGAGAGAACAAGAAGUACCAGCAUGAGAUCAAGGUAGAGAAACUCAAUUAUCUUUGUAGAAACAUUUCUACUUUGAAAUAGAAAUAGAAUGAUCUAAGCUGAAAUAGAUUUUUUUGUGUGUGUUUUAUUAUAGUAGUGGUUGGAGUAGGGGUCCCCAAAAAGUAAGGAUUAAGGGAGUGAGGAUCUUUCCUUUAUGAAAAUGGUAUGGACCCGUGUCAUUUAAUGGAGGGUUUUGGUGGUUAGGAGGACAGGCUACUGGGUGUGAGUUCAGGGUCUACCAUGUUUUAGCUGGAUGACAUAAGAAAUUGCCUACCAUCACAGUGCCUCCUUCCUCACCUGUGAAAUGUGGGUAAUAAUAGUAAUGACUACAAGAGCUCUUCUAAGAAUUAAAUGUGAUGAUGCAUGUAUAAUGCUGAGAACAGUGCCUGGUUCAAAGUAAGAGCUUAAUAAAUGUUAGCUAUUAGUAUUGCUGAUUAAAGAAUGCCAAGGAAUUAAUAAGCAUGGAAAGAUUGGAGCCCUUUACUCAGAGCAAAAUCUAGAAAUGUCUAAUAGCCAAAAUAUUCUUCUCAUGGGGCCUUUUCCAGCUUGAGGCAAAUGAUAAUAUGUUUAGAAGCUGAUGGGGUAAUAGUUUCCCAGCUGGAGAAAAACCUGAGUCUUCAUACAAGGAGAGAGAACCACAAUGUGUGUUCCUGCAGUACUGCUGUGGAAGUCAUGCUGUAUGCAAGUACGUCCAAAUCAAUAAUCAUAAGUAGCCCCGAUGGCUGAACCCAAAGUCUUUCUUUAUAAUCUUUUAUAUUAUUUCUUUAAAAGACUCUGCCUGUAAAAGAAUCUGAAUCUAGUAAACUUACUCGUGAUUUAAUUUGAGCUCUGUUUGAGGUGUUGGCUCUGUUUGUUGAUUAUGCCAGGUUCUUUUCGGUUUCUAAGCAGUUGAAUCAAGUGAUAGAAUGUCUGGUUUUCUAGUUGCUUCAUACAUGAAGUUGCAUAUCCAUCCAUCUAUCCAUCUAUCCUUCCAUCCAUCCAUCCAUCCACGCAGUAAAUAUUUAUCAGUCAAGUACUACUAACCACUUCCAAUUUAUGAAGCAUCCUCACAAAGCCCCCAAAUGUGGUUUAAAUAUAGCACUAGGAAUUCUUUAGGCCUCUGAAAGUUACUUAUGAAAAUGACGGAGACUGUUCUGUCUUAUUUUCUUAUCCUCCUAAUUUACAAGUUCUGUUCUGUGUACACUGUGACUCUGUAAGAGUAGUGUUGGAGACUAGAUUAAAUGUAGAUCUAAAAUACCCUGUCCAUAGGCAGAGAUAGGUAAAGAAUGGCUAAUUACUAAAUAAUUAAUAAUAGCUGGUGAUGCUGCUGGCCCUUAUUUGACCUUUACAUAAGCACAGCUGCCUCUGGGCUCAUCCCAGGGGCUAUCUUUAUCAACACUAGAGUGUGAUAAUAAAUGAGUUUCUCUAGGAAUUUUUCUUUUUGUUCAGGCACUGUCUCUGAAGAGUGUUCCAUGGGAAAACAAUCCUCAUGAUAUACAUUUUUUUAAUAGAUAAAACUUUGGCAGAUCCAUUUUCAACCCUGGCAUUCAGACCUCCUAAAAUUGCUAUCAGCUAAUAGAGAUUUAGGAUAUAGAAAGCUGGGAAGGCAGUCAAAUUGGUUCCCGGCCACUAAGGCCCUGCAUGCAUAAGUAUCACAUGAGGGCUAUGGACACCAAGACCAAUCAGGCCAGGCUUUUCAGGAAGCUCUGCUCAGAAUCAGGUGGAGAACAUUCUUAAGCAGUAGUCAAUUAUUAUUCUUGAAUAUUAAUCACAAUUAGUGCAAAAGACUACCUCUUGCCACUACCAGAAUUAUUUUGUAUAUAGAGAUCUUAUAUGAGCAUGGGAAAAUUUAUUUUUUAAAUGCUACUCUCUGGGAAACAAAGUCAUUCACUCACCAGGUGUUUAUUGAGUUAAUUUUACGCCAGACACUUUGCUAGGCCUAGUGAUACAAGGUGAAUGAGGCAUGGCAUUGCCCCUAAGGAAAUAUAAAAUAGUAUAGAGUUUCAACUUAAGUGUCAGAUCCAAUCUAUUAAUUGGUAGUGGCUGCCUGGAGGAUUGUGUUGGGGAGAAUUCUGAGGCUUUGUCUGGACACAGUGAUUGAUUAGAACAAUCUUCCUUGAGGAUAGAAAGGGGAUAAUGGUAGAUGUACCACCCAUUUUCUGUACCUAGUCUUCUGAGAGACCGGCAGGCAGUUGCAGCUCCAUAUGUUAGGUACUAUAGGAGGGGAUCAUAUAGGAUACUCUGGGAACACCUAAUUCUGCACAUGGAGCAGAAAAUAGCAUCACAGGCGGUUGAAACUUUGAACUGAGACCUGAAAAUUAGUAGGAGAUCCCCCCCGGUGAAUAAACAAGAGAAGUGCAUUUUAGGCAAAGAAGCAAAGUUGGACCUGGAAGCAAGCAAUGGUAGGAUGUGUUGGGAAAGGCAAAUUGUUCUUUGUACUGGGAAACUUUGCCAAGACCAGAUCUCACUGAAGGAUUUGGAUGUUAGGCCCAGGAGCCUUGGAGGACUGUGAGACAACACUAAAAAAAUACCGAUCCUUGAAAAAUAUUAAUCUGAAAAGAAGGCACUGAUGGCAGGCACCCUUUAGAGCUCUGGCCUCUGGUCUGUUCUGUUCAACCUCUAUACUGAUGGCUUGGUUAGACAAAGAUGACGUGCAUGUUGAUCAGAUUAAUAGAAGACACAAUGUUUGGAAGUUUUGUGAGCCUGUGGGUGACUUAAUCUGAAACCAGAUGUCUCAAACAGCUUGAACAAUUCCAAACCAGAGGAUAUUUGCUAGGGAAAAUAUAAAUUCUGUACUCUGGCUGAAACAACCAAUUGUACAAGAGCAGGAUGGAAGAAUAUUUAGCCUGGCAAUAAUAUGUGUGACAAGAGUUAGAUUUUGGUUACAAAUGUCACCAGUCUACAAUGUGACAUGUCCACACUGAGAAAAUAGUAAUGAUGGGCAUGAAGAGUUCUAAAAAAGUUCUAAUCAUCCUGUCUCCUUCUGUCAUGGGCCUACUACAAAAGGAGUGUUCAUUUUGGUAAAGAUGUUAAGAUAAAAAUUAGCUGGCAUGAGUCCAGAGGAAAACAUCUAGGCUGAGGAGAUAUUUUGGUUGAUGAUUUUAGGGUUACUAAACCCAGAAAGAGAAAAUUAAGGACUGUCUUCAAAUAUUUUGAAGAUAAUCAGUAGCCUAGCACUUAGGCUUAUGUUGUAUGGAGUGAUGAAAAAUGGGUAGACAUUUCUGGAAAGCAAAUUUCAGCUCAGGUUCUCAAUGAAGCCUCCAAUGAUGGGAGCUUCUUUGAAGUGGAAAGGGCAAAUAAUAAGUUUCCUGUCCGAGAAGUGAGGAUGCAGAGAAUGGGUUAACACUUGUUGGAAAGAUUGUAGAAGGGAUUUAUGUAUUAGAUAUUGUUUGGGCUCAAAGGUCCUUCCAACUCUGAGAUUUUUUUCAUUCUAGAGGAAAAAAAAUAUCCCUACACUGUACUGUCUUUGAAGCCAGAAAAAGAACAUCUAUAAAUUUGAGCCCAACCUUUAAGUUGUGUCUCUUGUUGGGGCAGGUUUCUUGACUUGCUGUGAUGACAGUGGAGCCUUUCUAUCCCUCAUCUGGACUUUACUUGUAAUCUUAAAAGUCCUCUCUCUCUCUUUUUAUUUUUUUAACAUCUCCUUCCUCUGUUUUCUGGGCCACUCACUCAAAGACACCCCAUAAAAUAUUUGCCCGGGAAAGAAGGCACCUUCCAAUAAAAAUACCUAUAACCUGGAGGACAAGACACAAAAGCCUUAUUUCUCAGCUCUGAGCUUUUGUUAAAACCUGUGUUAUGACUGGGUGAAAUGAGCUGGCCUCAGAGAACAGGCCAGAAAACACAGGGAAUCCUUUGGCUGAUUGGCAUCCUCUGCCAUUGGUGACUCUCCAUAACCCAUGUUGUUGUCUCUGGCCGCCAGCACCCCAUCAGAUGUUUUGCCAGCUUGAGUUCUGAGUCUGAUUUCUCAUGCCAGCUUCAUCUUGGUGUUGCUGAAUAAAGGAGUUUCCCACCAUCACGAUACACCUUCCCCUGCCCCUAGGAGAAAUCUUCCUCCAGAGGGAUGGGCAGCCAUGUGGCUAAAUGGGUUCCUGCUCAGAGGCGAGGAGGUGAGGAAGAACACAGUGCAUGUGCUGAGCAGAGAUCCAGCUCCUACUCCUGGUUUCUUCCAAAACCUGCCUGUUAAUCACCUGUUUACAUUGCCAAGCAUGCUUGACUGGGUAAUGAUAGUAGGGGGAAAAGCAGUGAAAGGAACAUCACAGGUUUUACUCAAGUGGAGUAAUCCCUUCCUGAUUUACAGGCAUUUCGGUGGCUUUGGUGCAGACAGAGUGGCUGGUCUCAUUCUUUUCACACCAAUGGCCAGCAGCCCCCAGAAAGCAGUUGGACUCUUCGUACCCCUUUGAUGUCCCCUCUUGGGUGAUUCCCACGUGGAGGGUGGUGCCACUGGGCUUGGUUGCAGUCUGCCACCCCACCUUCCCAGUUAGCAUUCCCACCUGCUGUUCCUGGUGACUCUUGGUAAAGUCAGACUGUUGGUGCCUGCACUUGUGGGUGUUAUGUGAGGGACACAUGGAGACCAGUUUGCUGUAGUCUCUUCUCUCACUGGCCUGCCCCGGUGCCAUGAUCUGAGGAUACCACAGCUGAAAGGGAACUCAGAGGUCAUCAAGCCUGACCCCUUUCAUUUUGGCAAUGAGGAAACAAAGGACUAAAGAGGUGAAGGAAAUUGCUCAAGGUCACGCAGCUAGUUGGUGACAGGGACUGCAGCCUCAGCCUUUUGAUUCAUAAACCAGGGAUCCUUUUUCUCUCCUAGGUUAAAGCAUUGCCCUUUUUUAAAUGAAUAUAUUUAUUUAUUCAGAAAUUCAGCAAAUAUUUAUUGAACUGUGACAGAGAUGAAUAAAGUCUGUCUCCACAAACAACUCAUAGACCUGGGGAGGAGACAGGGGAUUAUACAAAUUAACUCAAUGUGGAAAGUGCUGGUAAAUGGAGGUAAGAAUAGAAGGCUAUUCUUUCCCUUCUCCGGGAAAAGUGCCUGACUUGUGUUUUGGUUAUGGUGUGUUUUUUUUUUUGAGGAGAGUCAGAAAAGGCACCAAGGUAACCUGGAGACAUAAAAUAGCAUAGUGACCCAGGAAAUGGGCUCUGGAACCAGACUGCCUUCAUGUGAAUCCAAGCGCUGCUGCUCACCUGCUGAGUAACUCUGGGCAAGUUGCUUUUUGUGUCUCUAAUUUCCACUCUAAAAAUGUGAGGAAAUUGAUAAUACUUAUCUCCUAGAUUUAUUGUAGGAGUUCAGUGGGUUAAUACAUGGAAAACACUUUAAAAGUGUAUUGGCAUAUAGAAAAAAACAUAAUAGCUAUCAUUAUUAUUAUUAUUUCAAGAGCUGUAUUUGAAUAGUAUGCUGAGUAAUGAGACAGAUCCUUAUGUUUCAAUGGUGACCAAAGAUUUAGAAAUGUUAGCAUAGUUGCCAGUGAAAGAUGCUGGUUUUGCUUGGGGCUCCUAGGGAAACCAGGCACGUAGAUGGGAAUGGACGGGUACAGUCUGGAAGCAGUGGAUGAGAAGGGAUUUGGGGAAGAAGAAAGCCAGAAGGCUAGCAUUUCUUUUUUCCUUCAUGGUUUUAUCUAAGUUGGGGCCACAGAGGGGUGAAUAUUGUUCUGUUGAACAAACAGGGGGAUAUGGCAGUGUCUGGGGCUUUGGGGGAUCAGUGGUGGUUUCUGGGUAUGGCUUUUGUUCUGAAGGAGCUUCCUUCCAGAAGUGGGGACGUGUGCCCACAGAUGCCUGUGCCCUGAAGAGGUGCAACAACGAGGUUUCUCUUUUGGGAAAGAGGAGAGAGACCAGUAUCUUAAGAUGUUGUCAUCUGGUUCCAAUUUUCUCUCCUCACCUCUUUAGCAUCUCUUACCUAAUUAUUUGCUUCCUGAAAGCAUUUUUCUCCCAAGAGUAGGUGCCCAGAGAUGCCCUUGGGUAUAGGAUCAAUGCAACCGAGCAGAUUGAUUCCUCCAAACGUGAACCCUCAUAUGUUAGAUCAGUGGUCCCCAACCUUUUUGGCACCAGGGACUAGUUUCAUGAAAGGUAGUUCUUCCACAGUGGUGGGGGGAUGCUUUUGGAAUGAUCCAAGCACAUUACGUUUAUUUUGCACUCUCUAUUAUUAUUACAUUGUAGUAAAUAAUGAAAUAAUUACACAACUCACCAUAAUGUAGAAUCGGUGGGAGCCCUGAGCUUGUUUUCCCACAACUAGAUGAUCCCAUCUGGGGUGAUGGGAGACAGUGUCAGAUCAUCAGACAUUAGAUUCUCAUAAGGAGCAUGCAACCUAGAUCCCUCGCAUGCGCAGUUCACAGUAGAGUUCACGCUCCUAUGAGAAUCUAAUGCCAUCGCUGGCUGAUCUGACAGGAAGUGGAGCUCAGGUGGUGAUGUGAGCGAUGAGGAGUGGCUAUAAAUACAGAUGAAGCUUUGGUCACUCUCCCACCGCUCACCUCCUGCUGUGCAACCCCGUUCCUAACAGGCCAUGGACUAGUACUAGUCGUGGCCCUGGAAGCUGGGGACCCCUGUGUUAGACCAUUUCAUAUGGGCUGCAUUCUUUUUUGGAAAAUGAGGUGGUUGCAAUGCAUGGUUCUUAAGGUCCCUUCUUAGCACAAACAUUCUUGUUCUUGGGCCCUGGUAUUAUGGAUAUUAUACACAUGGUUUUUGCUACUUGCCAGGGAUCCGGGAAGGUCUGUGGCACCCGGUAAUUUAUAAUUCUGCUGAGGCAAGGAUUUGGCCAGAAGGAGUCACAUGGCUGGUGAGUCAACUUAGCUGAUCACCCAAUCUCCACACUCAGUUCCUGGCACUUACUAACUGAGGUUGCAAAGGUCUCUGCAUCUUCUCCUUCAGAAUGUUGAAGGUUGGCUGCUACAUCAUUUUCCCUUAGAUUUAGAGAAGAAAAGUUUUUCUACUAGAGCUCAUAUUUCUCUCUUCUUCCAUAGCGGCUUUUAUUUAAACUAUUAGGAGAGAAAACCCUCCAUACUCGACCACCCACCUCCACACUGGCACAAAUCCAGCCUAAAUCAGAACCGUCAGCUCACCCUGAGCCGGGCUGUGGACUUUUCUUCCAGGCAGGUGGGAUAGGAAUGGGAGUUGAAGUUUGAGCAACUUUUGAAUUAUUGCAGUUACCUGGAUAUAUGAUGUUUUUCUGCUGUGUAUAAAGUGGGCUAGAAGGAUCCUCACUCUUCCACACUCUGUCCUCCUCCCAAAAGAAUUUCCUAUUUGUUCAAGGUGCAGGAUUGACAGCCCAGGAGACCUUGUGUCUCCACCUGGGCAGGUCAGACCAUGGCCUAUGUGGGUGGCUUGCAGCAUGUCUGUGGAAAGUGGGCACAGACCACCUUUGAGGGACAAAGGGGCGGUUGUCUGAGGGCCCCUUUAGGAGCUCACCUUCCUUUGCCCUACUAUUUCCUGUUUUGUUUUGCGUUUUGGGAUGGGGGGGUUUGGGGAUGUAUAGGCCAUGCUUGUUCACCCUGAGUUGCUGUCCUUUCUUCCCAUAACAAUGUCUGAAGAAAGAAGAGGAGGGUGGGCUUGAAAUUGUGAUGGGGCUAAUGCUUAUUUUGAAUACAUGAGGUAAUUUUUUGGGUUUUUGUUUACUUUAUUCUUGCUGUUGAGGUAUAAUUAAUAUAGAUGAAUUAUGUGUUUGGUUCCAUCAGUCUUAAUAGUCAUGUCCACUCAUGAAACUACCUAAAGCAAGCUAUAGAACAUUUGCGUUAUUUCAGAAAGUUCCCUUGUGCUCCUUUCUAGUCAAUUGUACUACCCUGCCUCCCAUCCCUACUCCCACACCUCUACCCAGAGGCAAUCACUUUCUGGCUUCUAUCACCAUAGUUUAUACACAGGGUAAUUUUAAAAAGCGUGUAUUCACUGCAACCUGUGUAAAUCCAAAAAGGGUUACAGUUCUUUGGGGACUGUUUUUAAAAAAAUCAGAAGGCUGGAGCUAGAAGCAGCUUUCUCCCAUACCUUGAACAAAUCUUUGACAAUGAUGGGCCUAGGUGACCUGAUCUCUAAAACAAUUAUAAUAAUAAUUCCUACCACAUAGCAGAAAAUGAUAAUAAUAGCUGCAUACUGUUAUUGACCACUUCACUCUUCUGAACAUUUUACUUCAUUAUCUUAUUUAAUCUUCAGAAUGACACCUUGAGAUGUGUACCAUUUUUUCUAUUUUAACACAUGGCGAAACCAGAGCUUUCAGAGGGGAAGUAACUUGCUUAGGGCCACAGAGCAGUCAGUCAUAAUUCAAAUCAGGAGCCUUUGUGUCCAGGGCUUUAACCUAGAGCAGGCCUAUGAGAGACGGACUCUUGUGAACUGAAGUAGCAGCUAAGCAGAGGUCAUUAUUAUUUUAAAAGCAGUAUCUAUUGGUCAGAGAGGACAGUCUUCCUUUUUUUCUAUUUUAUUACCUUUUAAAUAUUUACAUAGAAAAAAAUCUAGUUUUCAGAAUGCUUGACAUCAGUGGGUAUCUGCAAAUUAGAACUGUGGGUACUAAGUUUAAGCCUUGUGCUACCAACAGGAAACAUGAAAAAAAGUCUGUCGUUAAGACUGAUGCCCAGCUGGGCACGGUGGUUCAUACCUGUAAUCCUAGCACUUUGGGAAGAUGAGGUGGGAGGACUGCUUGAGCCCAGGAGUUUGAGACCAGCCUGGGCAAACUCCAGAUAGGGAGAUCCCAUCUUUACAAAAAAAACUUUAAAAAUUAGCUGGGCAUGGUGCAUGUGCCUGUGGUCCCAGCUACUUGGGAGGCUGAGACAGGAGGAUCAGUUGAGCUCAGGAGAUCAAGACUGCAGUGCGCUAUAAUUGUACCACUGCACUCCAGUGUGGGUGACAGGGCAAGACCAUGUCUCCAAAAAACAAAAAAAGACUGAUGCUCCUUCUACUUGUUUCUUUCCCACAGAAAAGCAUUGUGAUGGAUCUGUAAAUAUUAUUUAUAAAUAUAAAUGACAAUAAAGUGAAAUAUUAAUUGAUAUAAUUAUCAGUGAUAUAAUUUAAAUUUUUAUAGCUAUCAUUUGAGUUCCUAAUAUGUGCCAAGCAUAUGCUCAGCAUUUGACAUAUAUUAUUUCAACAUAUAAUGCAUAAGAGACAUUGUAUUAGUUAUCUAUUGCUGUAUAACCAAUAACCCCAAAAUUUAGCAGGUUAAACCCAUAAAAGUUCAUUAUCUCAUAUAGUUUCUAAGGGUCAAGAAUCCACAUGCAACUUGGCUGAGUGGUUCAUGAGAUUGCCGUCAUGCUGUCAGCUGCAUCUGCAGUCUCUAAAGGCCUGACCAGGGCUGGAAGUUCUGCUUCCAGGCUCACUCAGUGACUUUUGGUAGGAAAAUUCCUUGACAUAUGAGCAAGGAAUCCAUGAGUCUGCUUAAGACAUGGCUUUCCCAGUGAGUCAUAUGACAGAGGAGGAGAGAGAGAGCCCAAGAUGGAAGUCACAGUCUUUUAUAACCUAAUUUACAGAAGUGACAUGCCAUCACUUCUACCAUAUACUAUUAGUCAUAGAGUUUGACUGUGGUAAAUAUAGGAGGGACUACACAAGGAUGUGAAAGCCAGGAGGUGGAAACACUAGGGCUAUCUUGAAGGCUGGUUACCAUAGGCAUUAUUAGCCCCAUUUUACUGCUGAGAAAUGCAUGCUCAGAGAGGUUCCAUAAGUUCCCAAAGUCAUCUACCCAGGAAGUGAGCAGGCUGGGAUUUGAACACUGAUCUGGUGAACUGCACUGCCUGUAUGCUUUCCAGAAUGAAUACCCAAUGCAGAGAGUCCUGGAAGAACGAAGUGCAUGCAACCCUGGCUUUGGGUAUUCUAGCAUGUUUCUGAGGGUGCCCCCGGAUGGCUGUUUGCUCACAGAUACCUAUCUUUAUAUAGUUAGUAUGUCCCUGAAGAGCAGGGCAUAAACCAAAGAUUUGCAAAUUCAAUUCAUUUCAGAUUCAUGAUGGAAGUUCAAUAUUUAAGGGACUUCUGCUUAUAUCUUCCUGUAUCACUUGGUGAUUUAUCAUUGGCUUUUAAAUAAGCAUUCAGGUAGUGGAGUAUACCAGUAGUAUUGCAAUUGUGGGUGAAUGAAACUACCCUGAAGGGAAGAUUUUGUUUUUCUCUUCUAGAGUAAAUGUGGAAUUCAAUCUUAUUUAAAAAUAUUUUGAGAUCCAAGAAGGAUACUAAUAAACCAUGUGAAAGUCUAGUUAUGUUUAAGAUUCUAGGUGGUUGGUGUAUAGAUGGUGUUUUCCCAGACCAUCCCAAGCCAUCCUGGCUUACCACAUCCAGAAAAGGGCAUUUUUAUAGUUGCCUCCACUGCAAGAGGACCUGACCACUGAGAUACAUCUUCCUGUCGUGACCUACUUAAGGGAAUUUCAUUUUAGGGAAAGAAUUCAGGAAGAUUAUAUGGUCUGUAGCUGGCCUAUUAAAAAUGUAAACAUCUAUCUGCUUUUUAAUGUCCAUACCAAGCAAAUAAUCAAAGUUACACAUACUUCUGAAGCUCCUUUUCUUUGGAGAUCUCGGACUAUUUUAUAGAAACAGGAAAAUGUCACCUUUCUAGUCCUGUUUACCAACUCAUUUUUCUUAUUAAUUUGCUAAUCUGUCCUGCCUAGGUUAAGGGAAUUUGUUAUUCAUUCUACUCAUUUACUCAUUUAACACUUAUUUCAUACCUGUCCUGUGCUACAUGUAAUAGGUAUAAAAUUCCAUACUAGAUAUGAGGGGAAAAAAGAUGAAAAAGACUAAUUUCCUGCCCUCAGGGAGCUCAUAGUCCAAUGGGAGAUUCAACAAAGAGAAAGAAGGUUACAACUCAAGGUAAUCUUUGAUUUGUCAGGAGUCAUGCAGGAAAGAGUAAUUUACUCUGGUUAGGGAGUACUGAAAGAUUUAUCUUGGGUGAUGAUGGAUCUAGAAGGAUGAGGGGGAGUUUGCUAAAAGAAGAAGCAAGGAAGGGAAAUGAAAGUUUGGGGUGGUGGUGGAGGAGUUUCAGGUAGAAGAAAUCAUUCACAAAGGCAUAAAAGUGAGAGACAGCCUGGUCCAUUUUGGAGCAAGAAAUUGGGCCAUAAUUGAUGUUUGUAUCUCUACCUUCCAGAGUCUCAGAAACUAGAAUGUUUUUCUAGGACUGUUCCAAAUCCAAAUGUUGUCUACGGCCAUACCACGCUGAACAUGCCCGUUCUCAUCCAAAUGUUGUAUCAUUUAUCACCCAAAAUAUAGUGUAUGACAAGGAGCUCAAAACUUAUUCUCAAUGCCAUGACUAAUAGUGUUUUAAAACUAUAUUUUUCUGCCUGGUGUUCAUCAUGACCCUUGGGGACAUAUCUGGGACAUGUCACAUGGGCUCACCAUGAGUCAGGUAUGGGAAUGUCACAUGUCAAACUACUUUUGCUAAUCAAAUACACAAAAUGCUGAUUCCCUCACUGUUCUUGAGAUUUGCAGCAGUCACAAGUUCCAGUUUGCUAAGAAAUUCUCCUAUGCCUGAUUGGUUAUAUUAUUGUUUCCAUCUCUUUGCAUCAUUAGGGCCCUGUUGUUACAAGAAACAGCAAAAUAAAAGUAUUUCUCUUUUCGUUGUGGUAAAUUGGAAAUACCCUAGAGACUGUCAAAGAGGGAUGUGAAAAUAUUUCAGAAAUAUUAUUUCAUGCCUCCUGACUACAGGAUGGUGGUGAGGACUCCUUUGUCUGAGGCACUUAGAGCUGUUGAAGGUGUGUUGCCUGGAAAUGCACCUCAUGGGAAGACUUGCAGGUGUGAGCGGUUGCCUAGGAAUGUCAUUUCAGGAUUGAAACAGAGCUGUCAGUCAGUGCUGAAUUAGUGCCUACCUCAUCAUGGAACAUCUCAAGUGAACUCAACAAAGAUUCUUACCUGACCCUCGAUGAACCAAUGAAUAACAUCACCACGUCUCUGGGCCAGACAGCAGAACUGCACUGCAAAGUCUCUGGGAAUCCACCUCCCACCAUCCGCUGGUUCAAAAAUGAUGCUCCUGUGGUCCAGGAGCCCCGGAGGCUCUCCUUUCGGUCCACCAUCUAUGGCUCUCGGCUGCGGAUUAGAAACCUCGACACCACAGACACAGGCUACUUCCAGUGCGUGGCAACAAACGGCAAGGAGGUGGUUUCUUCCACUGGAGUCUUGUUUGUCAAGUUUGGCCCCCCUCCCACUGCAAGUCCAGGAUACUCAGAUGAGUAUGAAGAAGAUGGAUUCUGUCAGCCAUACAGAGGGAUUGCAUGUGCAAGAUUUAUUGGCAACCGCACCGUCUAUAUGGAGUCUUUGCACAUGCAAGGGGAAAUAGAAAAUCAGAUCACAGCUGCCUUCACUAUGAUUGGCACUUCCAGUCACUUAUCUGAUAAGUGUUCUCAGUUCGCCAUUCCUUCCCUGUGCCACUAUGCCUUCCCGUACUGCGAUGAAACUUCAUCCGUCCCAAAGCCCCGUGACUUGUGUCGCGAUGAAUGUGAAAUCCUGGAGAAUGUCCUGUGUCAAACAGAGUACAUUUUUGCAAGAUCAAAUCCCAUGAUUCUGAUGAGGCUGAAACUGCCAAACUGUGAAGAUCUCCCCCAGCCAGAGAGCCCAGAAGCUGCGAACUGUAUCCGGAUUGGAAUUCCCAUGGCAGAUCCUAUAAAUAAAAAUCACAAGUGUUAUAACAGCACAGGUGUGGACUACCGGGGGACCGUCAGUGUGACCAAAUCAGGGCGCCAGUGCCAGCCAUGGAAUUCCCAGUAUCCCCACACACACACUUUCACCGCCCUUCGUUUCCCAGAGCUGAAUGGAGGCCAUUCCUACUGCCGCAACCCAGGGAAUCAAAAGGAAGCUCCCUGGUGCUUCACCUUGGAUGAAAACUUUAAGUCUGAUCUGUGUGACAUCCCAGCGUGCGAUUCAAAGGAUUCCAAGGAGAAGAAUAAAAUGGAAAUCCUGUACAUACUAGUGCCAAGUGUGGCCAUUCCCCUGGCCAUUGCUUUACUCUUCUUCUUCAUUUGCGUCUGUCGGAAUAACCAGAAGUCAUCGUCGGCACCAGUCCAGAGGCAACCAAAACACGUCAGAGGUCAAAAUGUAGAGAUGUCAAUGCUGAAUGCAUAUAAACCCAAGAGCAAGGCUAAAGAGCUACCUCUUUCUGCUGUACGCUUUAUGGAAGAAUUGGGUGAGUGUGCCUUUGGAAAAAUCUAUAAAGGCCAUCUCUAUCUCCCAGGCAUGGACCAUGCUCAGCUGGUUGCUAUCAAGACCUUGAAAGACUAUAACAACCCCCAGCAAUGGACGGAAUUUCAACAAGAAGCCUCCCUAAUGGCAGAACUGCACCACCCCAAUAUUGUCUGCCUUCUAGGUGCCGUCACUCAGGAACAACCUGUGUGCAUGCUUUUUGAGUAUAUUAAUCAGGGGGAUCUCCAUGAGUUCCUCAUCAUGAGAUCCCCACACUCUGAUGUUGGCUGCAGCAGUGAUGAAGAUGGGACUGUGAAAUCCAGCCUGGACCACGGAGAUUUUCUGCACAUUGCAAUUCAGAUUGCAGCUGGCAUGGAAUACCUGUCUAGUCACUUCUUUGUCCACAAGGACCUUGCAGCUCGCAAUAUUUUAAUCGGAGAGCAACUUCAUGUAAAGAUUUCAGACUUGGGGCUUUCCAGAGAAAUUUACUCCGCUGAUUACUACAGGGUCCAGAGUAAGUCCUUGCUGCCCAUUCGCUGGAUGCCCCCUGAAGCCAUCAUGUAUGGCAAAUUCUCUUCUGAUUCAGAUAUCUGGUCCUUUGGGGUUGUCUUGUGGGAGAUUUUCAGUUUUGGACUCCAGCCAUAUUAUGGAUUCAGUAACCAGGAAGUGAUUGAGAUGGUGAGAAAACGGCAGCUCUUACCAUGCUCUGAAGACUGCCCACCCAGAAUGUACAGCCUCAUGACAGAGUGCUGGAAUGAGAUUCCUUCUAGGAGACCAAGAUUUAAAGAUAUUCACGUCCGGCUUCGGUCCUGGGAGGGACUCUCAAGUCACACAAGCUCUACUACUCCUUCAGGGGGAAAUGCCACCACACAGACAACCUCCCUCAGUGCCAGCCCAGUGAGUAAUCUCAGUAACCCCAGAUAUCCUAAUUACAUGUUCCCGAGCCAGGGUAUUACACCACAGGGCCAGAUUGCUGGUUUCAUUGGCCCGCCAAUACCUCAGAACCAGCGAUUCAUUCCCAUCAAUGGAUACCCAAUACCUCCUGGAUAUGCAGCGUUUCCAGCUGCCCACUACCAGCCAACAGGUCCUCCCAGAGUGAUUCAGCACUGCCCACCUCCCAAGAGUCGGUCCCCAAGCAGUGCCAGUGGGUCGACUAGCACUGGCCAUGUGACUAGCUUGCCCUCAUCAGGAUCCAAUCAGGAAGCAAAUAUUCCUUUACUACCACACAUGUCAAUUCCAAAUCAUCCUGGUGGAAUGGGUAUCACCGUUUUUGGCAACAAAUCUCAAAAACCCUACAAAAUUGACUCAAAGCAAGCAUCUUUACUAGGAGACGCCAAUAUUCAUGGACACACCGAAUCUAUGAUUUCUGCAGAACUGUAAAAUGCACAACUUUUGUAAAUGUGGUAUACAGGACAAACUAGACGGCCGUAGAAAAGAUUUAUAUUCAAAUGUUUUUAUUAAAGUAAGGUUCUCAUUUAGCAGACAUCGCAACAAGUACCUUCUGUGAAGUUUCACUGUGUCUUACCAAGCAGGACAGACACUCGGCCAGAAAAAAAAAAAAAAAAAAAAAACAAGCAAACAAAAACAUUGUGGGAUGUGCACUCCAUUGGAGUGCAUGACAUGGCAUUGGGAUUGGAACAUGUGGUUUCGAGCACUGAAAGCUGCAAACCAGUGAAGAGGAAAAGAACCUUGUGAUUAAAUAUAAAACCAAAAGUCAAAUGGUGCUUUGUGUUUUAGCCUUCAGUCACCAUGACUGGUCUCUCCCCCAGAUGUAUAUAUACCAUAGCAUUUGUCUACCUGCUGUCUUUUCUUCAGGACAGAUGUUCAGGAAUUAUAUUGAUUGAAUUUAGACUCUGUGCAUGUUCUUAUGGAAAUGAUGUUCAGAAUCCAUGAAGAAACUUCAGGCCAAAUUUGAAACCCUGGAGGGAAAUGAGCCAUAAGGGAAGUAUAACAAGCCCUGAAGCCUUUUAUGUCGUUGUGCUUCUUUGGGAAGGUGUAGAGUGUGCCUUUUUGUGAAUCCUCCUCUGAUCAUGAGGGUCUUUCCCACAGUUUCUCACAGUGUGUUUACACUGCCCUUGGAAUAACACAGCGCAUCAGACCAUAAGAAGGCUAGAUGUGGAUGCUAGAAUUGAUUGUUGGUUGAUAGUUCUCUUUGCUGGAUUAGGAAUGAGGCGCCAAAGGAAGCACAGCCAGGAAAAUGGCCCCACAGCCUAGAUCAGCAUCUGUGGGAAAGGAAAAAGGGUUCCCAUGGGGACAGCCCCCAUAGGAGUUUUCUGGAACCAGUAACACUGAAAAAUAAGUGUGUGGCUACAGAUGAGCACGCCCACCCCUUGCAACUCCCUGUUUACAAGUUGUCCGAGGCAUUGGAGUGCUUAUGGUCAAUGGGCUCUAGGGAAGUAGGAAACUCCAUCAUGAUACAAAUGUCUAGUAAUUUUAAAGUUUCUUUCCCUUUUUUUCUGUGCUGGAAAUGUUCACAGAUUUGAUUCCCGCCCCAAGAAUUACAACAAUGUAUUCAUACAGUCAGUUGGAAUCCAAAGGCAAUUAAUUCUAUUUUGCAAAAUAUGAUGGUCUUCCUAAAAAACAAGUACUGAGUUCUCAUUUCAAAAGUUACCAAGAACUGAAUUCUUUAAACUAGCAAACCGAAGUAACAUGACCAUUUUUGCCUUAGUGGGAGGUUUCAAAUGUGCAGCUCAUGGCAUUUACCUGCCGACCAUCUUUUGCCAAGUUUAGAAUUCUUAUGCGUUUCAAGUUCUAUAUAGAAAGUAAUUUUACUUUUGAUUUUUCUCUUGUUAAAAAAAAACUCCUUUAUUCUAAGAACAAUGUCUCAAAGUCUCAUUUUUACUUUAAAGGUAUAAGAGACUUCUAAAGAGACUUACGGGAUAUAAAAGUAAUUCCUGGAAAUGAUAUUUGAUGAGGAGAAUGUAAGAGAAUGAAAAACACAUUGAUGUUUUCAUUUUUAAAAAAUACAACUAGCAUGAGAAAUCAAGAAAAUAUGUUUACCAAAAUGCAUUGCAAUUUUCCCAAACCUGAGUCUUCAAAUAACAAACAUGAACUUAUAGGUACUGUGAACUAGAAGAAUUGGUUAUAUCCAGAUUUCUGGGAGAUAAAUUAAAACAUAUUUUUGUGGCAUAAAUAAGCUGAUUCAGAAGUUACAUUUCUUAACUUUAGGUAGAGGAGAAUAUUUGUAUCCUUUUGUUGCUAUGCAACUGUUUAAUGAUGAAGCUUCAAACCACAAUUUUGUAUAUCAUAUGACAAUCAAUUGUUUUCCAAGAAUAUUUAUUAUUUUAAGUACACAAUUUCAGUGAAUCUUGAGUUUUUCUAGGAGUCCCUUAAAGGGAAAUUAGCAUUCCAUGAGCCAGUAAAAUACCUACUCUGGUAAAACAUUAUUAUGGUUAAAAAGUAAAUUCAAGUUAGUUUUUUAUAAAGAACUAUAACAUUUAUUUUAAACAUUUUAUAAUAACUGAAAACAUUAAAGUGAGCAAAUGAAAUUUCAAAACCACUUGUAAUAAUGUAUUUUAUAAUCGCACUGUGAUACUAUAUAACACAGUCUCUUUUGUAUUAAAAUAGUAUUUUUUUCACAAGCUGAAAAAUAUCUUUUCCUUUGUUGACAAUGUUUUGUAAGAUGACUUUAUUUUCAGAUCUUUUUCUCCUUUUUUGCACAAAACUAUGCUUAUGGUUUGUGUCACAGAAGUGAAAAUAUAUCUUUGCAUUUUUAUAUCUGGUCUGUUUUUCUUGUUUCCUUUGUUUUUAACUUGAUAUAGAUUUUCUUCAAAUAUAUAAUGGCAAUUUUCAGAUAUCUCACCUUACCAUAUCUUUCCUUAUUUUCACUGCAUGCAUUUAAUCACUGUAUUACUUAAUGUUUGAUUUGUUAUUAUGGGCAUUUCAAAUAGGCAAGCAUUGAAUUGUAAUGACAAAAAGGCUAUUUUAUAUUAAGGAUAUAUGCAUUUGUAUUUCACACACCAGAGAUGAUAUUAAACACUGAUUAUUUUAUGCUGCUGUUUAUUAAAAAUGUUUACUAUAAAA